This is a messenger RNA of Podarcis lilfordi (Lilford's wall lizard), 60550 nucleotides long. The record is from the annotation of a GenBank genome assembly. Lineage: Eukaryota; Metazoa; Chordata; Lepidosauria; Squamata; Lacertidae.
CCAAUGAGCGCGGGCGAGCCCGGGAAGGGGGCGGCGCUUCCGAGCCGGUAUAUGGAUGCGCACGUUGCCCGUCUCUGACACCCGCUCGCCCUUUCGGCCAGGUAACGGCAUCUCUUGAGGGGAGACCAUGAUGGCAGCGGAGGCAGCGCCGGCGGGCGGCUUUCUGGGCCGAGCCCUCUCGUCCACCGAGCCCGCUCCGGCCCUCGAGAUCGGCGGCGGCUGCGGGGCCGUGGCCGAGGCGCGGGUGCUGGUGAUCAACACGGGAGGGACCAUCGGGAUGGUGCCUCAGCCGGAGGGUGAGCGAGUGAACUUGCUGGGCAGCAUGGAGGGUUGGGUCUGUGCGUGUCUCCUGUGGGAAUAAACACCCCGCGCCACCUUCCCCUCCACAUCAGGCAGAGGUCCCGGCAGGUGGGAAUUCGGCAGGUGAAGCUUUCCCCAUCACCUGUUGAACUUCAGCCUGAUAUUUUCCAGAGGGGUUGACCCAGUAGCCUGUUGCAUCAAAAGCGACAGAGUUUUAUAGUACCUCAAAGAGCAAUGCUCACCUCACCCACUUUAAAAGGUAAAGGGACCCCUGACCAUUAGGUCCAGUCGUGAUCGACUCUGGGGUUGCGGCGCUCAUCUCGCUUUAUUGGCCAAAGGAAGCCGGUGUACAGCUUCCGGGUCAUGCGGCCAGCAUGACUGAGCCGCUUCUGGUGAACCAGAGCAGAGCACAGAAAUGCCGUUUACCUUCCCACUGGAGCGGUACCUAUUUAUCUACUUGCACCUCAACGUGCUUUCGAAGUGCUAGGUUGGCAGGAGCAGGGACCAAACAACGGGAGCUCACCCCGUCACGGGGAUUCGAACCGCCGACCUUCUGAUCGGCAAGUCCUAGCCUCUGUGGUUUAACCCACAGCACCACCUGCGUCCCUCACCCACUUUACCUGGGAGUAAAUAAUUUUCUAUAGCUCAGCUGGUGGAGCAUGAGAUUCUUAAUCUCGGGGUGGUGGGUUCGAGUACCCCCAUUGGGCAAAAAAAAAAAAAGGCAUUUCAAGGGGUUGGACUAGAUGACCCUUGUGGUCCCUUCCAACUCUACAAUUCUGUGAUUCUAACAUUACAAACCAGACUUAUUCAUGAGUAGGAUUUGCUCUUAGCUUGGCUUUGGGGGGAUGGCAGAACACUCCAUCUGAUGUUAUGUGCAGAGUUGCAGGUAGUACAUGGGAGGUGGGGAUUGUGAACACGCAGCUGGCUAGAGGAAGCCCUAUGUGCGGGGUUUCUCUUCUAGCUCAGGGUAUUGGGCUACUUAUUCCUUCCUCCAAGCAGGUAUUUGGACUUGUAGAAUGGCUCAGAGUGUUCCUUUGUUUCAGUGGCUACAUGCAGAAGAGAACAAGGCUCACAUGGGCAUAGCCAGGAUUUUUGUUAGGGGGGCAGAACCUCAGUUAGCUAUAUAUUUUUAUUGAUUUUUACUAAUUUGAGGGGGCAGCUGCCCUUCCCUACCCCCCUGGCUAUGCCCAUGAAGGCUCAUGUACUGUUUAGUUAUUAGGUGAUGUGCCGUUUGUGCAUUCAAAGUUGCGGAAAUUCCAAUUAUUAAAUGGUAGAGCCAGGGGUAGGCAAUGUGGUGCCAUCUAUAUUUUGCUGGAUUCCAAUACCCACAAUCCUUAACUACUGACCAAGCUAAACUGGCAGAGGUUGAUGGGAGCUGGAGCCCAGCAACAUCGGGAGACGGCCAUGUUUGCAACCCCUGGGCUAAAGAGACACUUUAUAUAACAGAAUUUGUAGACCUCUUAAUGACCUUUUAUCCAAGAACAACAUGCUCAAGUGUCACAUAGCAUCACUCAGUUCUAUUUUUCUAGAAAAAGAGGUGCUGGAACUCACCAUGAAUACCUCCCUCGUUCUCUUAGAAUGGCAAUGGUGCCCACCUGAGAGGUGCCCGAACUAAGUCCAAGUGAGUUCCAGUUUGAAAAAGCCCAGGCAUCUCUGUUUCACAUCCUGCUGAACUUGCAACCCCAGCAGUUAAAACAAGGAUAAGGAAAUUCAGGUGGAGGCAGGGGUGUGGGGUGUCAAAUGCAUCUUCUCAAGCCUCUUUGGCCCACAAAACUCUCCCCAGGCCCUCCCCUCACUAGUCCUCCAGUGUUUUUGGCUGGCUGGUAUGUGUCUUUGAAGUCUGAUAAUCCUCCUUGUGUGCCUGAAUGGAGAGGGAUAGAGUAUAUGUGUAGAUACUAGCCUCCUGCACAAAGGUAAAAUUCACAUUCAUUGCUCUACCCAUUUUCCUCUGGCUUUGACCACCACUGACAUGUGGCCCCCAUAAUGUCGUCUGUAGGGAAAUGUGGCCCUUCGGUUGAAAAACGUAUCCCCACCCAAGUUAAUACUGGUUGGGAGAAAGGAUAUUUUCAUUACCUUUCAGUAUGUGUUUAUAGCCAAAGUUGAGAUGCUAAUCUGCAUUAGUGAGUUUGAAACCAUGGAACAUAGUUUAGUAAACACAGAAUGUGAGAGCAUGGCUACUGCAACUCCACCUACAAGGUCACAGCUUUCUCCAGAUCACCAUUAAUGUAGAGCAGCAAUUUCACUAAUGCAGAGACUGAAGAAGUGGGAUGUUUACCCUUCUGCCACUCUUUAACCAUUCUGAUCAAUCUGUGUGCAGUAAUGUGGUUUUGAAAGUGGAGUUUGUUCAAGACCUGUGGUUUUCAAAAUCAGGGUAGCUAGAAUGUGGCAAAAGGUGAUAAUUCUUCAUCCCUUUGAUGUAUGCUUAGCUGCAUUAGUUAAUUCAGAAAUGAGGUAUCAAAUAGAAGUGACAUUAGGAGUUCUGUGAGAAGAUCUUCUAUGUAUUUUGCCGUUAGGUAAAAGGAGCCAUCUCCAUUUCUUUUCUUUUUCCCUUCCACUAUGGACAAACUCAUUACAUUUUCCUUUUCGCAGUUGCUACCAGUGCUGUUUACUUGUUAUUAGCCGUUGGAGAGCAUUGGUUGCAAGAUGACAACUUUAUUUAUUACAUUAGCUCAUGCUUCAGUCAGGCUAAGUCCACACCGUACAUUUAAAGCACACACACCUCUGAAUCUUGGGAAUUACAGUUUGUUAAGGGUGCUGGGAAAUGUAGCUCUGGGAGAAGUAAACUACAGUUGUCAGGAUUUAGGGGUAAUUUAAAUGUAUGGUGUGUAUGUAGCCUCCAUUUCUUUGUAAAACAGGGCAGUUUUGUGCAACAGGACAGGGACAAAUCAUCUUAUUUCAUAUUUUGCUUCAGGAAGGAUAAACUCAACUGUUUACAUGCAAUGUAUGAGACAGACUGAGAUCCUACAAGUUUAGAGAAAGUCAAGAUUCCUUAGUAUGGCAUUACUUGUGCUGAAGUGGACCAUACUGUGCUUGUGCUUAUUCCAUUUAAUAAAUCCGUUAUACCUUUCCAUUGUAGAGAUCUGCCGGAGGUCAUUAAUUCGUUAUAGUUUUUAAGGAUAACGUUCAUUAAUUUUAAGACGGGUAUGCAACAGACAACUCACCCUUUGAUUAGUCUUAAUCACACUUGUUACUUUGAAAAUACAGGAUUCAUAAUGAAAGCUUGUGAACCAUGUGUAGUUCUGAAUCAACCUAGGAUGGUUCCAUUUUCCUCAUCUGAAUUGAUUGAUUGCAUUCCUUCCUCAGCAAAAGCAAAUAAAAACAAAUAGCAGCAACAGGGGGUAGGUGUGGGUUGGUGCAAUCAAGAUAAGGAAAACUAACAGAAGGGAAAAGUUACUAGUAUGGGUAUAUUACAUUACAUUAUAUUAUUUAUUUAUUACAUUUGUCAGUAGCUUUAUUCUGUGGUUCAGCUCAAGUGGCAAAAUAUCUUGGGCUGGCCUUGGGAGGGAGAGAGAAAGGAUGCAAGAGAGGGCAGUGAUGAUCUUAAGUUAAGAGAUAAAUGCAUAGAUGGGCAAUUUAAAAAAUGUAUAGAAGUACAGAGGGAUUUAAAAGCACAGCCAAAGAGAAAAUAAAAGCAGAAUGAGUGAAAAAUAGCUUUUUUGCCUUCUUUACCUGGUAGUCCUGUCUUUGUAACUUUGUUAGGAGAGUCAUUAAUGAUGGCAGUUUUCACCUGGGUGACAUGGAAAGCAUUGGGUGGUAUUCAAUGUGCUUGUCACAGGGCAAGGAUUUAUGCCUGCGCAAUGGAACUCCUCCCCUCCUCUCUCACCCCCCCCCCCGAGAAUCAGAGGGAAUUUAGAGAAGCAAGCAACCAUCUUCUUUGGCAGGAUGUUAACAAAACCACUCCUGGAAGAGGGGGACCUAAGCCCCACCAGAAAUGCAGUGGGAGGAUGGGCAGCCAUGGCAUGCCUCCAACAAUUCCAAAAAAAGAGGGCUUCCUAACUCCAACCUCAUUUUAGUCCGUCUUAUCUGCUGCAUUGGAAAGCUCUUCUCAUCUAUUGGAGAAGCAGCUGUACUGCAUGGUUGGGCUUCUGAGCUUGUGCAAGUGUCUGCCUGCCUCCACGAUUCAUUCUGGAUUGCAGGAUUGCUAUGGCCCAGAGGCACCCAAUGAAGUGCUGAUUCCGAGGAAUGGUGAAAUGUGAGAGGCUAAUCUGGGACCGCUUGGAAGAAGGCCAAGGGCCACAGAUUGCCCACCUCUGUUAUGUAUGUUAUAUACAGUCAUAAAAAGGUAAAGGGACCCUGACCAUUAGGUCCAGUCAUGACCGACUCUGGGGUUGUGGCGCUCAUCUCGCUUUAUUGGCCGAGGGAGCAGGCGUACAGCUUCCGGAUCAUGUGGCCAGCAUGACCAAGCUGCUUCUGGCGAACCAGAGCAGCGCACGGAAACACCGUUUACCUUCCCGCCGGAGCGGUACCUAUUUAUCUACUUGCACUUUGACGUGCUUUCGAACUGCUAGGUUGGCAGGAGCAGGGACCUAGCAACGGGAGCUCACCCCAUCACAGGGAUUCGAACCGCCAACCUUCUGAUCGGCAAGUUCUGGGCUCUGUGGUUUAACCCACAGCGCCACCCACGUCCCAUAUACAGUCAUGCCUUGGGAUAAAUACGCUUCAGGAUAAGUAUUUUCGGGUUGUGCUCCAUGGCGACCCGGAAGUAACGGAGCGCGUUACUUCCGGGUUUCGCUGCUUGCGCAUGCUCAGACAGUCAAAAUGACGUCAUGCGCGGAAGCGGCGAACGCUUACGUUCUGUUCAGGAUGCGAAUGGGGCUCUGGAAUGGAUCCCGUUCGCAUCCCGAGGUACCACUGUAUAUGAAUGUAAGCCGUCCAGAGUGGCUGAGGAAACCCAGCCAGAUGGGUGGGGUAAUAAUAAUAAUAAUAAUAAUAAUAAUAAUAAUAGUAAUUCUGAAGCCUCUAGGUAUAGGCAGACGGAGAUAAUUCAGAUGGACUCUAAAUGUAUAGCACCAUCUGGAUCCUGUACAUCAUGGGAAAGGUUUCUUUGGUCUUAGCUGUGCAAUUUACAUUAUGUAUUUCAUCAGUUGGGAACAAAGCAUAUGUGUAGCAAGUCAGCUGGAAACCGAACACUCGUCUGCUGCAUCUAUUGAAAACAAAAGUGCAGAGUUUCUGUCAGUUUGCCACUUCCUUUCCCACCUCCACAUUCUCAGAACUUGCACUUCUUGUAAGGAGGUAGUACUUGAGAUGUGAAUCAUUGAAUGCUCUGUAAUAUACGUUCCCACUGAAUUCAUUUUGCAUUAAAGAAUGUACUGUACAAUUUUCAUUCAUUUCUAGAUGUAUCCCUGGAUGUAACAAGUUAAGCCAUGUUGUCAAAAUUUCCCACUUUUUAAUAGUGGAAAAACAAAAACAAAAUGUAUUUUUCUCUCUCCAAUAUUUUUCAGGUUAUUUUCAGUUGCAAAUAGUAUGUACUGAUCUCGGCUCUUGAAAUUCUAGCACAUGAAUGUGCUCAAAAUCACUGCUUAUGGCAACUAUCCUAAAUUAUGCAUGUAGCAAAAUUCUGUGUGUGUUUUCCUGCAAGUCCUGCAAGGAAAUCAAUGGCAUUCAAUGUAGAGUAUAAACAUUCAUUUGCCAUUACACUGUUUUUCUUAUCUGCAUUUUUCAUCAGAGAUGACUCGAUCUGUAAUACAUUAAGGAAAUAGCUAUUUUAUCUGCAGUGGAACUGGAUGUUUAUGUGUCUUUGCCCAAGGGCUUAUGUGUCAAUCAUUAAUAAACAGUUAGUGUCUUGAUCCAACUUUCAUUUUCCAUGUGUGAGUUCUAUGGAAGUUAAGACUGCAGGUAGAUUUUAGUUAUUUCAGAUUUGAAACACACAUAUUUCCCAGUUUACCAUUCGGAUUGUUUAUUUCUGUUUACAGACAGUAACCUGUCCCCCACAAAAAGCUUGUUACUUGCCUCUGGAGGUUUUCAAGCAGCUUCACCCUCCUUGUUUCCUUUCUAAUUUAGGCAGAGGAUUGCAACAGCUGCGUGUGUCAUGUUUAUUGUGAGCACUGCCCUUAGCAAACACUUCAGAUGUUAGUGAAAUGUGGCAAAGUGGGUGAAGUUAGGUUUCCCUGCAAGCCCAUCCCUUUUAGGGAGUGUUCUCUUAGAAACCUCUAACCUUGACUUUAGCUUCUGUCCUACAUGAAUACCUGCAUCCUGGACAUAUGGGCCAGCUAUGUCUAAUCUUAUUUAAAAAAAUAUUUCCCCCCCAAACAUAACAUAAACAAAAGCAAAUAAAAAUAAAAUAAAUUGCCAGCUGACAUUAACAACAACAUUAACAAUAUUCCAUCCUAAUUUAAACGUAAUAGUGUAGGAUUCACCUAAUAUGACCUGUCUUGUGGAAGCUCUGUGCAACAAUAUCUGCUUGUGAAAUGGGGCCUUUGCAUCCUGUGCACCCCCAAAAUUGGCUCUUUUGGGGGUGUCAGGGAAAUGCUUGAAGCCACAAAUUAAUAUAGGCAGUCCAUAUAUAAAUGAUAUCAUGCUUAUAAACCACUAUUAUAAGCUGUGUUCAAACAGAAAAGGCAGCGUGUGGGAAUGUUCAGGGAUGCAGGAGAGCAUAUAUUGUUUGAUUACAGUGGUACCUCGGGUUAAGAACUUAUUUUGUUCUGGAGGUCUGUUCUUAACCUGAAACUGUUCUUAACCUGAAGCACCACUUUAGCUAAUGGGGCCUCCUGCUGCUGCGCCGCCGCUGCACAAUUUCUGUUCUCAUCCUGAAGCAAAGUUCUUAACCUGAGGUAAUAUUUCUGGGUUAGUGGAGUCUGUAACCUGAAGCGUAUGUAACCUGAAGCAUAUGUAACCCGAGGUACCACUGUAUAUCCUUUCCAACUUGUGUUAAUAAGUUCCACAGUUUAGCAGAGUAACAUUCCCCUUUUUAAACUUGCACAGCAGAUACGUUUGCUCAGGCUCGCUAAAGCCUCUAUAAUAAGUUUUGUUGCUAAUUCCCCAUUUAGUCCCUCAUAAAAAGAUAGACAUGACACAGUCAGUAAUAAUAAUAAUAAUAAUAAUAAUAAUAAUAAUAAUAGUAAUAUAUUUAUACCCCGCCCAUUUGGCUGGGUUUCCCCAGCCACUCUGGGCGGCUUCCAACAAAACACUAAGAUACAAUAACCUAUUAAACAUUAAAAGCUUCCCUAAACAGGGCUGCCUUCAGAUGUCAUCUAAAAGUUUGGUAGUUAUUUUUCUCUUUGACAUCUGGUGGGAGGGUGUUCCACAGGGUGGGUGCCACUACCGAGAAGGCCCUCUGGCUGGGUUCCCUGUAAGAUGGCUUCUCGCAGUGAGGGAACCGCCAGAAGGCCCUCGGUGCUGGACCUCAGUGUCUGGGCAGAACAAUGGGGGUGGAGACGCUCCUUCAGGUAUACUGGACCGAGGCCGUUUAUGACUUUAAAGAUCAGCACCAACACUUUGAAUUAUGCUUGGAAACGUACUGGGAGCCAAUGUAGAUCUUUCAAGACCGGUGUUAUAUGGUCUUGGCGGCCGCUCCCAGUCACCAGUCUAGCUGCCGCAUUCUGGAUUAGUUGUAGUUUCUGGGUCCUCUUCAAAGGUAGCCCCACAUAGAGCGCAUUGCAAUAGUCCAAGCGAGAGAUAACUAGAGCAUGCACCACUCUUUUUAUAAAAGUAUAAAAAAGAAUUUACUCACACAUUCUGUUCACAAUUGGAUCCCAGAAGGCAGACUUAGCUUAGAAAAGCAAUAUACUCCUGGAAACUAUCCCAUAAGGAAACAGUCCCUUUGUCCUCUCUUGGCUGGAAGAGAGGACAUCUUAGGCUAAGCAGAUGUUGCUUCUUUGAUGAAUGUAGUCAGAGAGAGAGAGAGAUGGCUGACCAGUCCUGCUCUUCUGUUACCUGGGCAGGUGAGGUCACACCCACCUCUAGUCACAUGCAGAGGAAGUCUGUCCCAGACAGGAGAAACAGGAAGUUCUGAUUGGCUGGUCCAGACAUCCCCUUUUAUGUCUGCUCUAGGGAAGUUGUACUUGAGUUGACUGCUCUUGAGUUUCACAUCCCACACAGUGAGCUCUUAAGACCAUUGAGUAGUAGAUGGUGGGUGUUUGUCCUUCCAGCCUUGGAGUAUAUGUCUUUUUGCCACCAUAAGGGAUGGCAGAUGAACAACUUAAGAUAUAAUUUAAGAGUGUAUGAACAUGAUCUGUGUCUAAUUUUUGGUGCACAAAUUUGUAUACAAGUUUUAACCUUAUGCAAUUAGCACGACAUUUCGAGGAACUAGCCUUUAUGGUGUCUUGAGAUUGCUGCUAUUUUUUGUCAUCUUGUUAUUUACUAUUCAAUCUUUUUAAAUUGUAUAAAAUAAAAUAAAUAAAAAUUGCAGGCAUUUAUCCAGAGGUUUUGGGUUGUUUUUUUUUUGCUGCUGCCAUGCUCUUAUUAUUUUAUGUCAUUUAUUUAAUAUUUGUAUAUGUGUAAGCUGUUUCAUACAUGUUUUUUUAAAAUAAUUUUUAUUGAAUGGUUUUAUGUUACAAAAAACAAUACAGCCAUACUACCACUAAAUAUAAUUAAGAAAUAAAAAAUUACAUACAUCGAUAUUUAGUUUGUUAUUUGUUAUUUACCAUCUUAUUUCCUCCCAAACAUUGCAUACAACACACAUAUGUGCAGACACCCACACACCCACACCCGCACAGAAAAUGAUAAUAAUGAAAGUAAAUAUUUUUCCCCUUUUAUCUUCCAAAAUCUUUGCUUCAACUUUGACUUCUUCUCAAGUCCCUUUGCAUACGUUUUAUCUUACAUUCGAAUGUACACAAAACAAUAAACCUUUCUAUAUAAUUUUUCUAAUACAUUCUGAAAACAUAAUAAAUCCUUAAUUGUAGUCCACCUCCUUUAUCACUCGAAUGCUAGCACGGAGUCAAAACUAUUAUUGUAUUUUUGAACAUAUUUUUUAUAAACAUCCCAUUUUUGCUUUGAGUUUCCUCUGAGUUUCCUAGUCAGUUGAGCCGUCUCCACCAAUUCCUGUAAUUUGAUUUGCCAAUCUGUUAUUUUUGGAGCCUCGUGAUCCUUCCAUCCCUUGGCCCCAAGUAUACGAGCCGACACCAAGUAUACUGCGGUUGCAUACAAAAAUACCUCUCUUAGAUUUUUUGGGAUCUCUUUAUCUAAAAUACUUAAUAGAAAUGCCUCCGGUUUUUUAGUAAAAGUUAUCCCCAUCAUCUUUUUUAAUUCAUCGUAUAUUUCCCCCCCCAAAAUAGUUUCAUACAUGUUUUGGAGAGAUGGUGUAAAAUGCCAUUAAAUAAAUAAGAAAGCAAAUAAAUAAAUAAAUAAAUAAAUAAAUAAAUAAAUAUCAGAAGCCUAUGCUGUAUUUGUAGAAUUUAAACCAGUUUUCUUAUAUACCUUGAGCAGAAGAUAAGGAGGUUCAACUGUCAGAUAAGAAAUUAACGAACAUUUUCUUUUAUUCACAUUUUUCUUUUCUUCCUUCUGUUUUCUCAGGCCUUGCUCCUGAGGCCAACAUGCUAGCAGGGGCCCUGAAGAAGAUCCCAAUUCUUCACGAUGCAACAUAUGCCGAGGAAACGAAUCUGUAUUCCCGCCUUCACCUUGGAGAUGACACCUUGGUGCUUCCGUAUGUAUUAGGGAAAGAAGAGUUUCCUUAGAAUUCUGAAUCUUUCUGUGUAGUAGCAUGUGCUUUUAGCUUUUUACCUGAUUGUUAAGGCUUUGUAUAAGCCGCUGUACAGAAGUACCGUAUUUUUUGCUCCAUAACACUCACUUUUUUCCUCCUAGAAAGUAAGGGGAAAUGUCUGUGCGUGUUAUGGAGCGAAUGCCUACGGAUGGCAGGGGGAUCUGCUGCAGUCAUGAGCAGAGGAUCCAUGGUUCCCCUUCCUUCCCUCCUCCGUGGCUCGCUUUGAAACAGCAAAGUGGGAGAAGAGCCGCUGAGUGAGGAGGAGAGAGGGACAGAGAGCCUGGUUACAAAGCACGGAUCCACAUGGAUCCUCAGGAUUUUUGCACUGGGUCACCCCAAAUUCACCAUCAGAUCACAUAGCAUGUUCAUGGCUACAGCUUGCACCAAAAAAAUCACGCACCCACUGUUGCCUGGGGCCACAGUGGUGCAAAAUCGUGGUUACAAAGCAUGGAUCCACAUGGAUCCUCAGGAUUUUUGCAUUGGGCUACCCCAAAUUCACCGUCAGAUCACAUGUCUGUGGCCACAGCAUGAACCACAAAAAUCAUACAUCCACUGUUUCGUUUAGAAUAUUUUUUUUCUUGUUUUCCUCCUCUAAAAACUAUGUGCGUGUUAUGGUCGGGUGCGUGUUAUAGAGCAAAAAAUACGGUAGCAUAGGAUGUGACAUGUGCCAGAAAUCAGAUUCCUGAACACCUCAGAUUUCAUUUCUUUUCAAGGCAAAUUUCAGACCUUCAUGGUUGGAGAUACUGUAUGUUUGAAACUGUUUGGGUGAUGAAAUCUAAGAAGCCAGUGGGUUGACUGAGGCUCAUGCACACUUUUACUUGGUCCAUAUUUUGAUUGUACUGUGUACUGAUUAAUUCUCCUGGAUCCGAGAACUUUUCUCAUUAAUUUACAGCUUUGGCUUGCAAAAAUCCAAUCUUACUUGCUGCAUUGGAUCAUAUCAGGCACUCAGAAAAUUCAAAGAAAGUUUGCUAACCAACCUUCAGUUCAGCCGGUAACUUUCUCCAAUGGACAGCAGAUUUGCUGUUCAUUAGAGAAGUACCUUGGGAAUUUGAUUAUCUUUUUUAUAACAGCAUACCACUGAGAAGAGUAGUAAUUAAUACAGUUACAGUGGUACCUUGGGUUAAGUACUUAAUUCAUUCCGGAGGUCCAUUCUUAACCUGAAACUGUUCUUAACCUGAAGCACCACUUUAGCUAAUGGGGCCUCCUGCUACCGCUGAGCCGCCAGAGCACAAUUUUUGUUCUCAUCCUGAAGCAAAGUUCUUAACCCGAGGUAAUAUUUCUGGGUUAGCGGAGUCUCUAACCUGAAGCGUAUGUAACCCGAGGUACCACUGUAUUUACAAAAAAAGGAAAAAAAAGUGGUUGGCAGAUUGUGUUAGAAGAGGUAUUCCUUUUUCUGUCUUACUCAUGAAGGAAUACUUUUUCUAAGAUGGUACCUGCUGUAUUGUGUGUAUAUCAUCUUGAACAAAGGUUACUUUUGGUUUUAGAACUCUUAUUUUUUUUUACAUGCAUAAGAACAAAAGAAGGUCCAUGUAACUGGAUGCAGAUUUAAUUGUCCAAUAUUUCAACUGGCUAAGAUUUCUACAACAGAAUAGCAGAUCAGAUAGGAAGAGAAGUUUAUGAAGUUCAAUUUGUGUCACAGAGUGAACUUCCUCAGAUAGCAACAAUAUCCCCUUAUAGGCUUUCUUACCAUGCACAGCCCAGUGUUCAGGUCUCCAGUGGAAAAGGGGUUGCAACUAAAAUAGUUCAUUGCAUAAAAAGUUUUUUUUUCUUCUUCUCAGCAUUUCUAGACAAAAUAAAAGAAUUAUCUACACCAUCCUGGAACUUUCUCCACUGCUUGAUUCUUCAAACAUGACUCCAGCUGAAUGGGACAAGAUUGGCAGUCUCCUUGAGGUAUUCUGGAUUACUCUUGUAAUGCUGUUGGUCACAGAAAAAAUAUUGAGCCAUAGCCAACUAAAUAAAUUUUGUGAGCAGAACAACUUUCGCUUUCAUAACGGGUCUUCUCUCCUCCCCUCCUCUGGGUGCAUCCCACAUCAUCUCCAGAUCUGAUCCGAAGGGUUGGGAGAACCCUCAGAACAUAUCUAGGGGACCACAUGGGGAGAGGAGUCACAUGCCAUAUGUAGAAGUCCUCAUGCAGAGAGUUACUUAGCACUAUUUGGAAACAACCAUUGUCUUUCACAUUGUGAUCCCAACAGCCUAGAAUAGUUUACAUGCUGACAAAAAGAAACCACUUUCAGUAUCCAUAGGGUAACUGGCAGGAUGUUUCAACACAUGCUAUUCUUUACCAAUCUUCACUGCUGACCAGCAAAUGAAGCACAUGAAUGGUUUUUUUUUUAAUAUUCACAAUAACAUUUCCAUUUCACUCCUCUUUAAAAAUACAUGCAUACCUUUAAAGCUUAUUGCAACAUAAGAUUUGCUCCUCAAGGGAUGACUUUCUGAAGCAAUCUCAUGACCACGUUGCUAGAGCAACAGCAAAAGUCCCUACAUAAUCCAGAGUUUUGGUUCUACCCAAAGUUUCUAGGAUUCAUCUGUAAACAGGAUCUAACUGGAAUCUAGGAUCCUGCUCACAGAAUUGUCCAUGGAAAAGUCUGAUGUAACUUUAAUGCAAUCAGUUUUCUUUUGCAUAGUUCUGGUUUGUGUUUCUUGCAACACAUCACCGUUCUUUAUCUUGCCACUGCAACUUCCAGUUAAAAUCUGUUUGGCCACAAGGUGGAGGCAUAAUGCAGCUUUGAGCACUGCAAGGUUUAUGCAUGGUAAUGCCAGUUAGACUUUUCUGGAGCACAAAACAUUUUGGCCUUGAGUUAUUGAGGAACAUAAUUGAUUUUUUUAAGCACUUCAGUGGGAUGAGAAAUGGAGGACUCAUAGCUCAUUGGUAAAACACAUGCUUCCCAUGCAUAAAGUCUAGGGUUCAGUUCCUGACAUCUCUAAUCAAAGGACCUGUGGCUGCAAGAAAGCUUUAUGCUGAAGACCUUCAAGAGUUGCUGCUUGUUAGAGUAGGCAGUAUUGGGUGAGAUGCAUCCAGUGGUCUGACUCAAUGGUGUAUGGCAGCUCUCAAUAUACAGAAGUAUUGACUUGCGUUGCAUUUUUGUGAUUAUGCCUAAAAGCUCUGUGAUGAGUGGGCAGUUCUGGGCUAGAUAAGCCAUGAAUCUGACUAAGGCAACUUCAUAUAUUCUUCAUACUUUUGGGGGAAACUGCCCUGGAAUUUUUGAUCUGCCAAAUCGGGGAAAGCUAACAUGAUGUCUUCCAGAUAAUACUGCACCACAACUGUCCUCAGCCCUAGCAAGCAUGGCUUAUGGUCAGGGACAAUGGUCACGAAUGAUGAGAGCCGUAGUGCAGUAACAUCUGGACGGCAUUACGUUUGCUGUUACAUUAACAAAGGACUUUCAAAUAAACUGCACCCAAUGUCUAUACAUUUCAUAAUAAUAAUAAUUUAUUAUUUGUACCCCGCCCACCUGGCUGGGUUUCCCCAGCCACUCUGGGCGGCUUCCACAGAGACCAAAAAUACACUAAAAUGUCACACAUUAAAAACCUCCCUGAACAGGGCUGCCUUAAGAUGUCUUCUGAAUGUCAGGUAGUUGUUUAUCUCUUUGACAUCUGAAGGGAGGGUGUUCCACAGGGCGGGCGCCACUACCGAGAAGGCCCUCUGUCUGGUUCCCUGUAACCUCACUUCUCGCAAUGAGGGAACUGCCAGAAGGCCCUUGGUGCUGGAUCUCAGUGUCUGGGCUGAACAAUGGGAGUGGAGACGCUCCUUCAGGUAUACAGGACUGAGGCCGUUUAUGUAAGAAUGAAUAAACAGGUUACCUCGGUUUAUGAACUUAAUCCAUUCCAGAAGUCUGUUCUUAAACCAAAACCGCUCUUAAACCAAGACGCACUUUCCCUAAUGAGGCCUCCUGCCACUGGAGCCCUUCUGCUUUUUGGAUUCUGUUCUUAGGUAAAGGUAAAGGGACCCCUGACCAUUAGGUCCAGUCGUGGCCGACUCUGGGGUUGCGGCGCUCAUCUCACUUUAUUGGCUGAGGGAGCCGGCGUGCAGCUUCCGGGUCAUGUGGCCAGCAUGACUAAGCUGCUUCUGGUGAACCAGAGCAGCGCACGGAAAUGCCAUUUACCUUCCCGCCGGAGCGGUACCUAUUUAUCUACUUGCACUUUGACGUACUUUCGAACUGCUAGGUUGGCAGGAGCAGGGACCGAGCAACGGGAGCUCACUCCGCCACGGGGAUUCAAACCGCCGACCUUCUGAUCGGCAAGCCCUAGGCUCUGUGGUUUAACCCACAGCGCCACCCGCCACCCGCCAAACCAUAUAUAUAUAUAUAUAUAUAUAUAUAUAUAUAUAUAUAUAUAAAUUUGUCCAGUAGCACCUUAGAGACCAACUACGUUUGUUCUGGGUAUAAGCUUUCGUGUGCGUACACACUUCCUUCAGAUACACUGAAACAGAAGUCACCAGAUCCAUAUAUAUAGUGGGAGGGUGGGGUGGGGUUUUUCUCAGGAGGGUAGUAGGAGAUGGGUGAUUGACUAAAUGGGUAUGGUAAACCUGUUGAGGACUGUUAACGACUGCAAUUAGUCCUAAGGAAAAAGCAAGGGAUAGUAUGCAGAUUAUUAGCAUAUGUAAUGAGACAGGAAUCCAAUAUCUCUAUUAAGACCAGGUCUCUCCAUAGUUUUCAGUUUAGUGAUAAGUUGUAAUUCAACAACUUUUCUUUCAAGUCUAUUUCUGAAAUUCUUUUGUAAUAAGACAGCUGCUUUGAGGUCCUGUACUGAAUGUUCUGGGAGGUGGAAGUGUUCUCCUACUGGCUUCUCUGUCUUGUGAUUCCUGAUGUCAGAUUUAUGACCAUUCUCAAACCAAGACACUAUUUCCGCUUUUGUGGAGUUUGUAAACCAAAUUGUUCUUACACCGGACUGUUCUUAAACUGAGGUACCACUGUAUAUAGCUCCAUGCCAUCUUUUGGACAGAAGAGGGCAGCCUUACAUUAGAGAUUUGCCUCUCUUGAGAUUGGAUGCUGGGCCUUCCUCCUCAUAUGUACUAUUACAAUGGCCCCAGUUUGCUUAAUCUGUUCCCGUAAAUGGUAUAAUCCCCAACUAAAAGAGGCGACAAAGAAAUCAGACCAUAUGACUCAUUUGCAUAUGUUAACAUUCCUGUUUUAAAGCAACUGCUAAGCUUUUCUUAAUUAGCAGUCUUCCUCUGGUUAAGGACACAUCAUUAAUAUGUAUACACUGAAGAACAGGUCUUUGAAUUUUCUCAUAAUUAGCUACUGAAAGAACUUCAUUUUCUGUUGGCUGUAUUCUUUAACAAUUAAUUAUGUUCAAGUCAGAGCUUCUCUGGAAGGAAACAUUCAAAUGUGAGAUAGGAAUAAACAAAUAAAUAUGGCUCCAUUGGUACAGUGUUUUGUUUUGUUUGUUGUUAGGCACACAGCCUGCCUCCUCGGUAAUAUAAGACAGUGUGGUGUAGUGCUUAGAUUGUUGGACUAGGACCUGUGAGACCAUGAAGCUCACUGGGUAACCUUGGGCCAGUCACUGUCUCCAUCCUAACCUACCUUGCAAGGUUGUUGUGAGAAUGAAAUGGGGAGGACAGAAUUACGGGUGGGAUUCUGCUAAUGAGUCCCAGCAGUGGAAGCCCAGCACAAGGCAUUCUGCUUGAGGAAUGGGACUUCUUUCUACCCUGUGCUUCCAGAAAUUGGCUCAGGAGGGGUCCAAGAUAACCCGCAAAACAGCAUGUGGAGGGAAGAGAGGGGUGAUUGUUCCACCUGGCAAACAGAAAUGCUUGCCUUGAUGGAACAGAUUAACUUAGUGCGAUGUUGAGUCCCACCCUAGGCACGUCAUCUUGAGUAUACAUAAAUCUUAAUAAGUCUGGUUUGUUCUUCUGGCUAAAUAUACACUUAAAAAACCAAACCAGAAUUGUCUCACAAUGGCAGUGUUUGUAUGUCACAACAAACCAUGGUUUAUCACGAUGAGAGGAAAUUUAUUUUUAUACCACCUUUAAAGGUGAUUUACAAAACAUUUUAUGUGCCCACACACAUAUACCAUACUUUUCCGUGUACAAGACGAGGUUAUUUUAUUUAAAAAUUAUGUUUAAAAAUGGGGGUCGUCUUAUACACGGAUAGUGCAUGGGGGGGGGAGUGGGAUUGGUUGCUGCCGCGAGCCAGAAGUUAUCAGCUGUUAUUGUACGUGUUAUUGGUGGCUGCGGCAAGGGCAGGUGUUGAUUGGCUGUCACUGCAGCAAUUGGGCGGGCGAUUGGCGAGGGGACAGAUGAUAGGUGGCUUUUGCAACACGUGUGGGUGGUAGGUUAGGCAGAUCAGCGUUUUUUGGCAAUCCCCCCUAAAAAAAGCUCAGCAAAUCUGGCCAAUCUCCCCCCAUUUUCUUAAUUUGGAGUCCCCAAAAAUAGGGGGCGUCUUAUACACGGGGGCAUCUGAUACACGGAAAAAUACAGUAUAUACACUUAUACAAUAAUAUUAAAACAGCAUUCCAAAUAAAAAUUAAAAUGCAAGUAAUAGUUGUUCCCCCUGCCGCCACUGUAUGUUGCUUCAAUAUUUGAAUGCUGGCACCUAGAAUGCAUUUGGUCAUUUGAAAAUUAUUUAACAGCAUGUUAGAGGAAGAUAGUACUAUACUAAAAAAUCAACUUAUUUGGUGUAGUUUCUUCCCCUUUAAAAAUUCAUGUUGUUUGACUCUCCCCAGACUAUCAUUCCUGACCGUUUUUAGAAUUUAUCUUCUUAAUGUGAGAAAUUUGUUCUCUAUCAACAGAUAUACUAUGAAAAGUAUGAUGGCUUUGUGAUCCUUCACGGCACAGACACAAUGGCCUAUACAGCCUCAGCAUUGUCAUUCAUGUGUGAGAACCUGGGUAAAACCAUUGUACUGACGGGAUCUCAGGUAAGCUGCUUCCUUGAAAACUGAGCAGGGUGGGCUCUGUCUUGUGUCAAAGUUAAGCUGACACGUACAAGGUGGGUGUCUCAUUCUUACACAUAGCAGCCUUGGGAGGUAUGUGCUUAAUGUGUCUUAUUCCACAGAUAGGGGACACAAGGCUGUCUACUGGGGGAAAUGGGGCACAGCCCCACCAAACUCAUUCUGCCCUCAGUCAGCCCCCACCUGCCUGCCUCCUUCCCUACAACCUGUCCAGGGCACUGGCUGUCAGCUUCCUCCUCCAUGGUCUCAGUGUUGCCUUUGUAGAACACAGAGGAGGAUGGGGAGAAAACUGGAAUUACUUAUGUUAGCCGGUCAUUAGCACUGGCUCCAGGUCCACUGGGCAUAAUCCACCGCUGUCCUACCCUAAAACCACUAGUGUCUGGAGGCGGUUGGAGGAUGCAUGGCGGCUAACAGAUUGAGGUUGAAUUCUGACAAGACAGAAGUACUGUUUUGGGGGGACAGGGGGCGGGCGGGUGUGGAGGACUCCCUGGUCCUGAAUGGGGUAACUGUGCCCCUGAAGGACCAGGUGCACAGCCUGGGAGUCAUUCUGGACUCACAGCUGUCCAUGGAGGUGCAGGUCAAUUCUGUGUCCAGGGCAGCUGUUUACCAGGCUGAGACCCUACCUGCCCGCAGACUGUCUCGCCAGAGUGGUGCAUGCUCUAGUUAUUUCUCGCAUGGACUACUGCAAUGCGCUCUAUGUGGGGCUACCUUUGAAGGUGACCCGGAAACUACAACUAAUCCAGAAAGCAGCAGCUAGACUGGUGACUGGGAGCGGCCGCCGAGACCAUAUAACACCGGUCUUGAAAGAACUACAGUGGCUCCCAGUACUUUUCCGAGCACAAUUCAAAGUGUUGGUGUUGACCUUUAAAGCCGUAAAUGGCCUUGAUCCAGUAUACCUGAAGGAGUGUCUCCACCCCCAUCGUUCUGCCCGGACACUGAGGUCCAGCGCUGAGGGCCUUCUGGCGGUUCCCUCACUGCGAGAAGCCAACUUACAGGGAACCAGGCAGAGGGCCUUCUCGGUAGUGGCACCCGCCCUGUGGAACGCCCUCCCACCAGAUGUCAAAGCGAAAAAUAACUACCAAACUUUUAGAAGACAUCUGAAGGCAGCCCUGUUUAGGGAAGCUUUUAAUGUUUAAUAGGUUAUUGUAUUUUAGUGUUUUGUUGGAAGCCACCCAGAGUGGCUGGGGAAACCCAGCCAGAUGGGCGGGCUAUAAAUAAUAAAUUAUUAUUAUUAUUAUUAUUAUUAUUAUUAUUAUUAUUAUUUAGUAGCCUUGCUUUGGGGGUGGGGGAAGAGAAAUACAGUAUAGAUAGCCAGCGUCUUUCCUCCAGUGGGGCUAAUAGCAGUUUUGGAGGGGGUGAUUUUGGGUGGGGAAAUGGGGUGUUGAAGGGAACAAUUAGGCUCCUCUUCCAUCAGCAUUAGUGGUGUGGUGACAUUAGCAGUCUACUGUGCAAUGUUUUGAAGUACAGUAAAGGGAACCAAAGCAAAGGAAGGUCUGAUAGAUCUCUCUUGCCACUGGCAGUUUUGCCCUUAGUCACCUGCCAAAGAAGAAUCCACGGUUGUCCCAGGAUAAUGGGCUGCCGGUGAACCAGCCCCAUCGGGCAGCUGGCUGCCACAUUUUGCACUAACUGAGGUUUCCAAAUAAUAUGCAAGGCUGUAGGUUGUCUACUGGGGGAGGGAGGGUGUGUCGUAAUUGGCAAGUGAUAUUUCUUCCAGGUUGAAAUCUCCACUCUCCCUCCUCUCCCUGCCAGCAUAAAGAAUAUGCAAAAUUAAAGGAUAACUUUAUGAGGGUUGGGGAGAUUAUAUUUUAAAUUCAACUGGAGAAAUUCCACCAUCUGCCAUAGUUUAGAAUGAUGGAGAAAUACGUCCACGUUCCAAUAAAUCAUCUGAUAAGAGAACGUUGCAUUAAUUAUUCAUGGAUUUACACUUGCUUGUAUUACAUAUCCGGAGUCUCCUCCAGCCCCCUAUCUUGCUGCUGCUGCUGUGUGUGUUUUCAACAGCAGUCAUUUCUUAUUCUCUCUCUUUCUUUCUAGGUACCCAUAUACGAACUGAGAAAUGAUGGUAGAGCCAAUCUUCUGGGGUCACUGCUCUUUGCUGGACAAUUUGUAAUCCCUGAGGUCCGGUCACCUUCUUGCUGCUAGCCUUACCUCUACUUGUCCUGCAUGCCUCUCUAUACUUGAUGAUUAUCACCCCAGUCCUUUCACUGACAUUUCAGAUUUUGCAGAAAUUCAGAUAUUGCAGUCAGCGUACAAACUGAAAGAGAAGUGUAAUUUUCAGUUUAUCUUCUUGAUAGGGGAGCUUUAUAAAACAACAACAAAUGGCAUUUGAGGUUAUAAAAUCAUACAUUCCCAAACAUAAAAUAACACCUCCUUUAAUUUAGGAUACUAAAGAUAGGGGUGUUUUUUUUGGCACAACCCAGAAUGUCCCUUUUAUAGUAACACAUUCUCCUCUUUACAAAUUCUAUUUUGUACAUAUACCAUUCCAUUAACUUGAAAUUAGCAUUUGCCCAACUGAUUUUUUCAAAAUGUUUAUACACCUCACAAUUAUUUUUAAAAAGAAAAUAGCAUCCCAUUUCGAAUUGAUAUCAGUUAUUAAAGAAAUAUUGCUUACUAAUUUUCCCCAAACAUUAGUAAUAUAGAGCACCACCAUCACAGAAGGAUAAAAUUGGCAGCAACCAACUUACUAGAGGAAAGUGUUGCUUAGGGGAAAGUGCUUUUCAUUGGAGUGUGUGUGUGGUAAGCUGGAUGCCCCCAGUGGUACAAACUGCAAGGGGGCCUACGCUCCUGUCUGCCUCUCUAGAAAUAAUACGUGCUUUCCCAACCAUUCUAAAGCUUCUGAAGCUAUUUAUAUACCCACAGUGUACUCAAGAGCAGCGCACGUCUUAUGGUAAGAGUCCCUUUCAACCCUCACUUUUUAACAUCCUAGUCACUGGGUCUCAACUUGAGAGGUUCUUGGCAAACCGUGAGAGCUGCCAAACCUGCUCUUGGAUGGAAAUGCCACAAGUUGUUAGCUUAUAUUUAGUUCCAAUAGUCUAAAACCCCAAACACUUAAGUGACAAGAGGUGGCACUUUUUGAAAGCACAAGAGAUAUAAACCUCUCCUACAUAAUUUUCAUUGUAUUUAUAACUCUCUCCUAAGUCAUUCUCAUUAUAUUUAAAGAAAGAGUCAGGCUUUUUUUAAAAAAAUCUGUUGGAUCUUUUAAUUACAAGGUUUGUAUACUGACAUGUUCCUUUUCUCGUCCUUGUAGGUGUGCCUGUACUUUCAUAAUAAACUGUACAGGGGAAACCGGGUUACUAAGGUGGAUGCAGAGAGCUUCAAUGCCUUUUCCUCACCUAACCUGCCUUCACUUGCAAAUGCUGAGGUGGAUAUUAUAAGUAAGCCAUGUUGUGAUUUCAGUCCUUCCAGCUGUAUAAUUAUCCCAUCUGUAACCCUUUCCCGACCUGUUGCAGUACUAGGUCAAGACUUUUAAGCAUCUUUAUACAUGCGGCCAUUUUUGUUCAUGGACUCUGGCCACACCAUUGCUUGUAUACUUUAAUGAUAGGUUCCGUACCACUUCUGCUUCAGAUAAUCAUGUGGAGUCAUGUUGCUGUUUUUCUAGAUCAGCUUGAUUCUGGCCAGCUUUAUUUCUGAGUAUUUUAGCUUUACUUUUUAAAACCUAAAGCGUUUGACAACUUGGAACCAAUUUACCCAAGGGACUGCCAUGCCCCAAAUAUCUCUACCUGGCACCUGUGCUGCUCAGAUGCUGAGAUUAAUACAUGCCCCAUAAGUGCACUUAGUUUGUACUAGAAACCAGGGUUUCGGUGAUGCAUCUCCAGCUCUCUGGAACAAUUACUAGCUGAAAUUAAGCAGGUCUCCAGCAUUGUGAUGUUUAGGUGCCUACUGAAGACAUUUUUGUUUAAGAAGACUUUCCCUGAGGUUUUCCCUACAUCUAUAGAAAUUGUUUUAUUGUUUAUAGACUUAGUAGGAACGGUUUUAUUUUUAUUUUAGUAUUUCUACGUUUUGAAUUUUAUUGAAUUUUUAACAUGCACAUUGCUUUGAUGACUUCAGGCUGAUACAUGGUGUACAAAUUUGUGUGAUGAAUGAAUGUUAAAAAAGAAAACAAGUUUGUAGCCCUCGAACUCUCUGCAGUAGGCUUAGGGGAUAUCAUUUUAUUUGUAUCUCUUUGUUACUACCCUUUUUAUUUCUCCUCUCUGUUAUCCACACUUCUUUACUGCCACAAAAUUCUGACUUCUGCAAAACUGUCAAUAUUAAAAAAAAACAACAGAUUUCAAGUUCAGGCUUAAAAUAUGGCAUUUGAGCUCACUUAGACAAAAUAAGUAAAUUUGAAUAAUAAUUUGGGUGGGUGUGGGGUAGGUUAUUACAAGCUCUAUUUCUGUUGGAACUGAAUUUAGUCAGGGAUUAGUGCAACGAAUGAAUGGCCCUGGAUAGAAAAUUGCUGCCCCAGGUGACAAGGUAAAUGUUGUUUCAGGAGAAGUUAUCAAGCACAAAUACUUUUGUGCUGUGAUCCUCCUGGGAGAGUUGUUGCUGAACUAGGCAUGCUACAUACAUACACUUGUUUCCAAAAGUCUAACUUUCUGUUCCCACAGUCAGUCUAGGAUGGCAGGUGCCAGACAGACAGAUAGGUAAGGGUGGUGCUGUUUCACUUCCAGCAAUUAUAAGAUGAAGAGGAUGUGGAGAUGUACAAUGAGGCCAGUAUUGCAGACUGUGAAGACUGCUGGGUAAAAACAAAUAGGAAUAUGUUGUUGGGAUUUAUGGAGGUGAGUUCUGCUCAGUCUGUCAACGUCUGGCUGAAUGGUGGGUAAGGGCUGUAGCUCAGUGCUAGGGUAUCUGCUUUCCAUACAGAAGGUCCCAGGUUAAAUCCCAGGUGCAACUGGGAGAGAGCCUAGCUGGAAACCCUGGAGAGCUGCUGCCAGUCAGUUAGUGUAGAAUUCUGCCUUACAGUUAGUGGAACUGCCUGAUCUGCAUCAUUUGUCACAGAGCCCAGCCUCCACUGAGCAGAGUAGUACUGGGUUGCAUCACAUUCGUGCAAGGCUUUCUGCUGGAAAAUGGAAAUCUGCUCUAGAGGGUUGGGGGAAUGCCGAGAACAGAUUUCUUUUUUUUUUGGGGUGGGAGCACAAGAGGAGAAGAGGGAAGGGAGGUUCCAGUGCAUAAGCAGAAAUCUUUGCAUGGAUGCAAUGUUUUGUUGGAUACAACCCACUAUAUUUAAAUGUUAUUUUGAUUCAUAAUAUAUGAGUGGCUUUUCUUUAAAAAUGGACUCUUGCAGAUUUCUUUACUGCCUUCAUGGAAUUAAUCCUCACUCUGUAAGACUGGCCACUGGUAUCCCACUAGUUUCGGGAGGGUCUAUAACUCAGUGAAAGGCCACAUGUUUCACAUGCAGGUCACAAGUUCAGUCCCUGCUAUCUUCAGUUGAAAGGAUCAGGGAGCAAGGUGCAUGAAAGGCCCUUGCUUAAGAACUGACUGGGAGGACCAGUCACCUGACUCUGCUUAAAGCAGCUUCCAACGCUCCUUUUCUCAGGGUUGCUAUAUUUCAAGAACCAGGACAUCAAUUCCGCCUUUUAAAUCCCGGUUUUAUCUAGGAAAAUAUGGGUGUAUGGCAGCCGUACUGUUCCUGUUUCACUGAGAGGGAACUAAGGCUGAGAGAGAGUGAGGAACAAGACCCAAACAAUAAGAGCAAGUUAGUGAAGUCUGGCCUAGAAGCCCUGUCUCUAGCUAUAGAAUUCUGUGUAAGGAGGGACCAAAGCUAUCACUGUGAUUAUCUGGCAAUGCUAAAUUUUAUUUUCCACAUGACAGCAAACCUGGUUUUGCCAUUGGAAUUCCAUUUCAAUGAUAACACAUGUUCCUUUCAAUUGCAACGUUAACUUUUAAAAGUAUACAUAAAACAACUUAGGGCCACACUUAAAAAAUGUGUGAAGUGGUCCUAAGCAAGCCAUGCAUUUCCAGAAAGAUCAAGCCACUUUGGUAUGUUUAGGUAAAGGUAAAGGGACCCCUGACCAUUAGGUCCAGUCGUGACCGACUCUGGGGUUGUGCGCUCAUCUCGCUCUAUAGGCCGAGGGAGCUGGCGUACAGCUUCUGGGUCAUGUGGCCAGCAUGACUAAGUCGCUUCUGGUGAACCAGAGCAGCGCACGGAAACGCUGUUUACCUUCCCGCCGGAGCAGUCCCUAUUUAUCUACUUGCACUUUGACAUGCUUUCGAACUGCUAGGUUGGCAGGAGCAGGGACCGAGCAACGGGAGCUCACCCCGUCGUGGGGAUUCGAACCGCCGACCUUCCGAUCGGCAAGUCCUAGGCUCUGUGGUUUAACCCACAGCACCACCCGCGUCCCUUCUUGGUUUAGAUGAAGGCUAUUUCCAUUACUACCCUACUCGCUAUAAAUGCAGGCAUGUUUAUUCUUGUCAUGAGUAUCUAGGUGGCAGAGUUUUACAUAUCUCUCUUUUACAAAAAUUGAAUCAAUUAUCUUGCAGAAAAUUAGUGCCAUGAGAAGAGGGCAGUGUGUGUGUGUGUGUGUGUGUGUGUGUGCGCGCGCGCGCGCGCGCCUGAACUGUGCCUUUCUUUGCUUCAAGAACAUCCACCCAUAGACUCUUUGUGGCUCUCCACUUCUUGGCCACCUCCCUGUAUUCAAAAUGAAUACUUCACAAACCUAUGUAAUGGGGUCUGGCUUACUUUUCGCCUAGAAAAGAAGAGGUGAGAAGAAAGUCUCUGUCUGGAGGUCGGAACUCAUUGAAAGUUGCAUUUCUGGUUUGAUUUCAUAACACUGAAUUCAGGCACCCCCCUCACUCCUUAGGGAGGUGUCUCUUCUCAGAGCUACUGCACUCCGUGAAGUGAAUGAGUUCAAACCUGUAUUGUAGCGUGACUCCUGCAUGUUGCCUAACCAGAGUCCUACUGCUCUCCAUAACGUGCUUGGAUUAGUUAAAUCUCCCCUACAUUUCAACAGUGUUGUCUUUACUAUGUGCAACAAAGAGAGUAGGGCUUGUUUGCAAUAUUCUGAGUGGCAUUUCACAUCAACAGAUAGGCUUGUUCCUCACUGCUGAUGGUUUUGAAACAACGAGCUUCCCUGGAUAACAAUAAGGCAAUAAAGGCCAUCAGCAGCCACUAGACAUCAUGGUUAUGUUCUAUCUUCACUUUCAGGGACAUUGUAGUUUUGAAUACCAUUUUCCUGGGAAUCACAAGUGGGGAAAAUGCAAUCACAUUCAGAUAUUGAUUUUAGGCUUCCCAUGGAGAUCUGGUUGACCACUGUGAGAACAGGAUGCUGGACUAGAUGGGCCAUUGGCCUCAUCCAGGAUGUGAGGGCGAUCUGGCUGCGACAUCUGUCACCCCAUUGAUCGCCAGGGUUGGUUCCGCUGAUCUGGCUGGCUAGGCGGGUGUCCCCUUCCUCCCUCACCGCUCCAUGUGCGUCCCUCCCAAAGCUGCGUGCUCGGUGGAAGAGGACGACCAUUGGUGCUGUUUCUAUGGAAUCCUUACAACACAUGUUUCUACUUUUUAGAAUAUCUCGGAACUCUUCUUUGUCCCAGGAGACAGUUUCCUAAUGUGCUCACAUUGUGAUUCUCUAAAGCGUUUUAACAAUUCUGAAAUCAGUUGGGUAACUUUUCUUCCCUACAUCUCCUCAACCAAAUAGGUUUGUCUGUGCAUUUAAUGUCAGCCCGGCAUGAAGAAAUGAAAUUGACUAAGCUUUCCCUGUUUCUAGAUCAGAUCAGUGCCAACUUAAUUAUUGCAUGUCAGCCUGUGCUGUUUGAGGCACAGCACCACUGGCAAAAGGUGACAACCCCCCUCCAAAAAAUUAAAUUUAAAAAAUGCUUUCUAGCAUCACUGCCAAUAUUUUGCACCUGUUGUUUUUUGUGACUAUCAGUACCCUAGCCUUCAGUUUCUUUGCAAUACUAUGGCAGAAAGAGAAGAGAGGGAGGCUUGAUGGGAUACAGAUGAGGUUGACAGAGAAGCUACCGUAUUUUUUGCCCUAUAGGACGCACUUUCCCCCCUCCAAAAAUGAAGGGGAAAUGUGUGUGCGACCUAUGGGGUGAAUGCAGGCUUUCGCUGAAGCCUGGAGAGCGAGAGGGGUCGGUGCGCACCGACUCCUCUCACUCUCCAGGCUUCAGGAAGCUAUCCGCAAGCCUUGGGAGCCCGCGGGAGUUCCCGCCGGGCUCCCGCGGCUUGCGCAGAGCUGCCUCUAUCCCGAAGCCUGGGCGCGCCCUAUGGGGCGAAAAAUACAGUAAAUUCUGUCAAUAUGUCUUUGAGCGUUAUUCUAAGGAUGCCUAACCUGUUGGUUUUAGUUGGAACAUAGGAAACUGCCUUACGCCAAGUCAGGCUGGUCUAGCUCAGCAUUGUGUAAGUCAGCCUUUUCUAAUUUGGUGCCCUCCAAAUGUCUGGGACUUCAUCUCCCAUUGGCCAUGCUGAUUGUGGCUGAUUGGACCUGUAGUCCAAAACUUCUGGAGGGCACUAGAUUGCGGAAGACUGGAUGGUAAGUUUGGCUACCUAUACAUGAAAACAUUUUCAUACUGAGACUUGCAUUCCCUACUUUAUGUAUGUUUCCCUGGAAGUAACCUUGAGUUUAUUUAAUCUUAUUCAUAGCUCACAGUGUGUAAGCUUGUCGUUUAAUCCUACAUAUACUUCUUCAGAAGGCUACAGCAGGACCAGCCACCCCCCUCUCUCCCUCCCUCUCCUUCUGGUGAUCUGUUCUACUCAUGUACAGGAGCCCAUGGAGGAAGGCAGUUCAGUUGUUGCAAAACCACGGAGAGCUCCAAGUGAGCAACUUUCUCCACAAGUGUUGAAAGUGAACUGAGGCCUUUUGAGCCUUUUUGUCUGCAGUCCACCUCUCCUAGGUACUGACCCUUUUUGGAAGAUUAGAGUCCCUCAAACAGCCAACCCUCUGACCUGAAUAAGAGCAUUUCAUGGGCUUCAGACUGGUAUGCUGCCCAUGCAAUUGUACUGGCAAGGUACUGUGGAACUUGGCUGUUCACACCCAGGGGAAGGAUCCCACUGUUUCUAUUUCCACGGCUGCCCUGGUGCUAUGGCAUCUGGUUCAUUAGACUCCUAUCCACCAGCUUUGGAUUCAGUGGACAGACUGAAUUCUAAUAAGAUAACCGAUUGCCCUCUUUGAAUGAUCUCUUUUAAUCUUGGCUGCCUCUCUGUGAGGAUCAGUGCCAACGUACAUCAUCUCAGACGCUGUAUUAAAAAACACAUACAACUUCCAAACUAGGUAGGACAUAUUUUGAAGGGAAACUUGGCAAUAACUCUUCUGCAACAACAUCCGCUCAGAAAAUAAGUCCUUCUGAGGUAGCUGAUGCUAGACUGCGAGGGGGAAAUUGAUUGGGGUUGAAAACAAACUAAUCUUCAGUUGCUGCAAAAAAGAUGACUUGGGUGCUGUGACAUUUUUAUGACAUCAGAUUGCUUAUCUUUUGGCUUAAAAACAACAACACCCUGCUGAACUCUUAUCCGACACAAAAGUGGUGUUCAGAUGUGUGGUGCUUAUUGUGUAGGGAAAGAAGAGUUUUGCGGUGGCUGCUGGUUGUGCAGGUCAGUCUGGACACGUGAUGGGAAGAGCAGAGGAUUGAGGUUUGCAGAGGCAAAAGGACUAGAAGAAGUGUGUCUGUUGAAGCUUCCUGACGAAACCUUUGUGAUAUUAUCAUUCUUUCAAUGGAUUCUUACAAUCAUAGCUGCUGUCCAAUGGUGCAUGUGAUGGAAUACCCAUACUUGAGAGGGUCCUAGCUUUGUUUGGUUGUUUAUGGAUGAUAUUAAUACCCCUCCUAGUAGCUGAAAAGGCUCUCAGAGUGGCAUGCAAAAAUCAAUAUUUAGGAGUAUAGAGCUUCCUCUAUAUUCUCCUUCAGUUUUAGGGUGGAAGUUUCAUCUAACCCAGUUUGAUCAACACAGAGGUUCUCUUCUUUCCCUUUUGAUACCAUCACACUAGUUGUGUCUACUUCAGUUCUCUGUUUCAAAAACUAUGGCACAACCUAAGUCCAUUUUGUGCUGAUGGGGAGCACAAUAUGUAAGGCCUCAUAGAAUCAUAGAAUCAUAGAGUUGGAAGAGACCACAAGGGCCAUCGAGUCCAACCCCCUGCCAAGCAGGAAACACCAUCAGAGCACUCCUGACAUAUGGUUGUCAAGCCUCUGCUUAAAGACCUCCAAAGAAGGAGACUCCACCACACUCCUUGGCAGCAAAUUCCACUGUCGAACAGCUCUUACUGUCAGGAAGUUCUUCCUAAUGUUUAGGUGGAAUCUUCUUUCUUGUAGUUUGGAUCCAUUUCUCCGUGUCCGCUUCUCUGAAGCAGCAGAAAACAACCUUUCUCCCUCCUCCUUUCAUAUAUUUGAACAUGGCUAUCAUAUCACCCCUUAACCUCCUCUUCUCCAGGCUAAACAUGCCCAGCUCCCUUAGCCGUUCCUCAUAAGGCAUCGUCCUUCUUGAACUGUGGUGCCCAGAACUGGACACAGUACUCCAGGUGAGGUCUGACCAGAGCGGAAUACAGUGGCACUAUUACUUCCCUUGAUCUAGAUGCUAUACUCCUAUUGAUGCAGCCCAGAAUUGCAUUGGCUUUUUAGCUGCCGCGUCACACUGUUGGCUCAUGUCAAGUUUGUGGUCAACCAAGACUCCUAGAUCCUUUUCACAUGUACUGCUCUCAAGCCAGGUGUCACCCAUCUUGUAUUUGUGCCUCUCAAUUUUUUUUGCCCAAGUGCAAUACUUUACAUUUCUCCCUGUUAAAAUUCAUCUUGUUUGUUUUGGCCCAGUUCUCUAAUCUGUCAAGGUUGUUUUGAAGUAUGAUCCUGUCCUCUGGGGUGUUAGCCACCCCUCCCAGGUUGGUGUCAUCUGCAAAUUUGAUCAGGAUGCCCUUGAGUCCAUCAUCCAAGUCGUUGAUAAAGAGGUUGAAUAAGACCGGGCCCAAGACAGAACCCUGUGGCACCCCACUAGUCACUCUUCUCCAGGAUGAAGAGGAACCAUUGAUGAGCACCCUUUGGGUUCGGUCAGUCAGCCAGUUACAAAUCCACUGAGUGGUAGCAUAGUCAAGACCGCAUUUUACCAGCUUCUUUACAAGAAUAUCAUGGGGCACCUUGUCAAAUGCCAUGCUGAAAUCAAGGUAGGCUACAUCCACUGCGUUCCCUUCAUCUACCAGGCUUGUAAUUCUGUCAAAAAAUGAGAUCAAGGUGUGCUUGGCAUUUUCAGUAGUUGUCAUGGGAGUCAGAUCCAAAAGAGGACAGAGCUUUCUUGCACCUUUAAUUACCAAGUAGAAGAGUGUGUUUCAGUAGGUGUAGGUUGUCAUGCAAACUCCUGUUUGCCCAGACUCUUCUUUAGCCAGGAUUUUUGCUUCUUACAAAAAAAGUUUGGAAAAUAGAUAUGGAUACCAUGUGUGGGUUGGGUGUGUUUAUACAUAUUAUCCAAUGCAACUCUCUGCCAGUCUUUUGAGAUUAUUUACACACACCAUUGUCUCCUAGGCAGAGAUGGUGAGCUUUUCCAGAAUUAAUAAUGACUGUUUGGCAUUUAGUAAUGGGAACUCAAGAGUGACUAUUAGUUAAACAGCUGGCAUCUGGCUUCCAAUGUAUAAUCACACUUAAUUGAAUCAUUGCCAUUUUAUUUAAUCACUAGUAACUGCAUUAUAAACUCUGGAGAUGAUUAGUGGUAAGAGUAACAACAUCUGUCUUUUAAAAAGACAUGUGAAAUAUGUGUCAUGUUGCUGAUGCCUAGCAAAGUGGCUUUGCAGAGUCCCCCCAAGGUACACAUUAAAAGAAUCUUGAAUUACAAUAUUGGAAUGCUUCUUCUAAACAAGAACUUCUUCAUGUUGUGCUGCUACAAAGUGUUAAGAAACUUCAAUCCAGAUAGUUUGGAGUACUUUGGUGAAUUAUAGUACAGGCUGGGGGUUAUUUGGAGGCAUCGCGCCUCUGUAUACCAAUUGCUGGGAAUCACAAAUUGGGAGACCACUGUUGCACCCACGUCCUGGAUGGCCACUGCGAGAACAGGAUGUUAGACGCGAUGGGUCUCUGGCCUCAGGGACAGACCUUGGUAAUAUACCACCCUGUACAAGGCCAACAUUUGACACCCUCCCCCCAGCUCUUGUAGUGCUGGCUUAAGCCAGGCUUUGGGAAGGAGGUGUGAGGCUCUGGCUGGGUUCUAGAGCCCUCCCACCUGCUUCCCAAAGCCUGGUCAGUGUUCUCAGACCCUGUCAGAGCCCUCAUGCUUCCUUCCCAAAGCUGGGGAAGUGCUUACUGGGCUUUGAGAAGGCGCCUCCCUUGCCUGUGCAUCCAGCAAGGCUGUUCUUACAUUUGGCUUACUUGUUUUGUAGAUUGGGUUGUGAUAAGCAGGGCCUGUGCAAGAGAUGUGUUGGCUUGUUCAGAUCUCCCAACCCUCUAGAGUAGAUUUUGAGGGUGUGCCAGGGGGCUGCAGGGGAGAAAAGAGGAGGGGAAGUUCUGUUGCUGAAGUUGAGGUCUGCCACACUAGCAGAACAACAGCAUUAGAUAUGACCCUUAAUUCUGCAUUGGAUUGAACUGUAAGAAGAUUAUGUGAAAGGCUUCCUAGAAGGGGAUUGGAAACCUGGGAUUGGAAAGAACACACACUUUCUCUCUCUCUCAAAUAAUAUAUUUGUUUUUCUUUUCACAGUUAACUGGGAGACCGUUUGGAGGGCCAACACUACCAAGAAAUUUGCAAUCCACAAAAUGAACUUUGAUCAACAUGUUGGCCUACUGAGAAUCUUCCCGGGGAUCACUGCUGAAGCGGUCAGCCUUCCUCUGUCUGAGAGCAUAAUGAGAAGAAAAGCUAUGAUGACACUCAUGUGUAGGAGUGUUGAUUGCAUAUAAUGAGCAAUAAGAAAAGGUGAUGGCAUUGCUGAGCCACUCCCACAAUGCCGCUGUGCCACUGCUUUUCUCAGAGCUAGUUGUAUGCAGUCAACAAUCCCACAAUACGUGUUCGGAUGUGAGAAAGAAGCAUCAUAGAAUACUGUCAUGUCCAAAAGUAUUCUAUGGCGCUGGAGGAGAAUGCAAUCAAAGAUUUUAAAAAACCCAGUCUCUUAUUAUGCUUUUGAAUGUUGCAUGUUUGAGAAGCGGGGAUGUGCAUCAUUUUGAUCAUUUUCAGGCUGUUGCGAUUGGGAAGGGGCAAUUUGCAGGGGAGAAGUAGCAGAGGUGGCUCAUUUGUGGAGUUCCAGACCUGUCUUUAUCUUAGAAAUGUGGGUGUGAGAUCCAAAUGUGAGAGGAGGCAGAGUUCGUUGGAGAAGAAUUGUAGAGGGAAAGUUGAAAGCUGGAUGAAGUGCUAUGAUUCUGCAUAAUUAGAAUGGACAGGUUACUUGCAUCCUUGUGGCUCACCCCGCCCCCCAUUUUGGCUCCCUGUGCUAAUCAAGUUGUCCAUCCCCUGUAUAACCAACCACUGUCUAUCUAUCUUGCUGUUGUACUGCCUAUAGUAUAUACUGGCAUUACUUGUCCCCACCCUGUACCCCCUACAGUUAUGUCUGUGUAUACAGAGAAGCUGUUUUGUAAAUGUAUUGAACACCCCACUCUCAAACCUAUUUAUAUAGCACUUUUGGUUAUGAGGACUUGUGAUUAUCCAUACAUUUUGGAUGGACCAUGAAAAUAAUCAAAGUUCGUAUUGCAUGCCAGCAGUCAACCUAAUAAGAAUCUGAACUCCAUAUUUAAAAUAUUUGACCAAUCUUUCCUUGCAUUAAAAAAGAUAGUAUUGUGUAGAAAAGACCAUAUUUCAAUCUAGGUAAACACUUUUGAACUGUAUAUAUAUUUUUCUUUCAUGCAGGUGAAGGGGUUUCUUCAGAGCCCAAUAAAAGGGAUUGUACUUGAGACCUAUGGGAGUGGGAAUGCCCCCAAUAAUUGCCCUGCUUUGUUGGAAGAGCUGCAGAAAGCAACCGAUCGUGGUGUGGUGAUUCUGAAUUGCACCCAGUGUCUGCGAGGAAGUGUUUCUUUAGUCUAUGAAACAGGAAAGGUGAGACAAAUUCUAUGCUUUAAACCAGCUUUCCCCAAGCUGGUGCCCUCCAAAUGCUCGGACUGCAACUCCCAUCAUCCCUGACCAUUGGCUUGCUCACUGUGACUGAUGGGAGUUGUGAUCCAAAACAGCUUGGGAAAGGCUGUUUUGAGCUAUGCCACUGCAUUCAGGGUUGCUCAGUUUUGGGUUGGGAAGGAAUGUUCAUUCAGGUAAGAUUAAAAAUGGAAGUUUUUGGCAGGUGAGAGGGGGUGGAGGCAGUGGCUGCUGUUUGUGGUAUUUUUUUUAUACCAUUUGGCUUUCUUCAGUGCACCUGUUGUCUUACUUGUGGCAUUUUGUCUUCUGGGCUAUGCAGAGCAAUCUGUAUGGAGGCUGGUGGGUGGCCUUUAUAUUGGUGGUGUUUGUGUGUUGGCCUUUAGAUGCCAGUGCUGUGACUUAAAGGUAUGAGAUAUAUUGAUAGAAUUAGUAGGAACUAAAAACAUUGGUCAGGAGACACCAACGGUCAAAUAGUCUCUCCCAAUCCCCACCCAAAGGAAGACUUGCAUCCAGCAGUCCAUGUCACCACCACUAGAGCAGCCAAUGUUACUGGAAAGAACUGAAUAGGUUCUAGUGCAGAACUCAAAAGCUAGUGUAGACAUCUUGGAUCAAACUGUCUCUCCCAUGAACUUCCUUGGUGGCCUUUUGCAAAGCUCCCCUACCUCAGUCGUGUUUUGAUUUGUCAUCUUGAUUCAAAGUGGCACCUGGCAACUAAGCAUUGGCAGAGGUUGCUGCUGCCACCUUGGGAACCCUCAUGCUGAGUUUGGCAACAAUAUCUUAAGAGACAACCAAACCUAUGCCCCCAAAUGGGCAAAGUCAUGCAAAAGUGAUGUUUUGGACUGCCAUCUUGAUUCAAAAUGGCAAAAGGUGUCCAAACAGUGAUGAAGUCCACUGCCCCUAACUCAGGAACCCUUGUGCUGAGUUUUGGCAAUGAUACCUCAAGAUGUGGCCAAACCUAUGCCCCAAAAUGGGCAAAGUCACACCAAAGUCAUGUUUCACUCUGCCAUUUUGAUUCAAAAUGGCGGCCUGCCUCAAAAUGUUGAUGAUGACUGCUGCCCCACCUCAGGGUUUGGCAACGAUACACCGAGAGGCGAACAAACCUAUAGAGAACAGAUGGAAAAACAAACAGACAAACCACUUUCCAUACCAUAAUAUAUCAUAGAUAAAAGAACUUUUCAUCCCCCUGCCCUCGCUCUCUCCAUACUUCUUCCCCAGGAUCACACUUAUAUGAUAUAUUGUGGUUACUUUGAUAGUUUCUCAGUAGAUGCUCUGGUGUGUCCACCCUGCAUUGAAAUCCCAAAGAAGGACAAGACUGCACAGGAAAGUAGGAAGGUUCCCUUUAGUAAAACCUGUGGGGAUCAUUGAUUCAGGAAAUCUGCUUCUUUUCCAGUAUGGAAUGGCAGAGUACUGGCUAGAUUCAAAACCUUUAAUUUUUAUCUGUCCAAGCUCUCAUCAAGAUUUUUCAUUCCUGUGUCCCUCCUAGAUGCAAGAUCAAUUGUAAUGGAUAUUUCCUGGCUUUUUCUAUGUUGACAACUUCUGGACACAUUUGGUAGUUAUAUGCCUAGCAUAUACAAGAUGAUGGUGUCUCUAUCCGAUUAUGGUUGUGUCAUUUUGAAGGGUGUGUGUGCCUGGAACUGGGGACCAUCAAAGUGAUGAAUGAAUCAGAGGUUUUCAAUAUGAAGAUGGCUAAGAAAUCCCCGCACAUAUCUUUAGAUACUUGCCCCUCCCAAAGAUUUGAUAGUAAACUGAGUAAAUCUUGAUGGGAUAUUUCCCAAAGGUUCAAAGUGGGUGGCAGAAUUAAAAGCCCCACCUUGAUAUGAUUAGAUGAGCUAGAGAUAAAUCAAAUUUUAAGUGGUGGUGCCAAGUGGGCUGGGUCAUGUCUGGCAUUGGAGUUUUUUAUUGCUAUUUUUAAUGCUGUUUUGUUUUCUGUUUUGCCCCAAAGUUAACCAAGCCCUUCCCCCAGUCUACUACUUGUAAGUUAGGCUUGCAAUCUACCACUUUCAGUGCCAAGUACAAAGCUAGACCUGUUGUUUUCUCUUUCCCACUUAAUUAAAAGGCCUGGUUAAUGUUCACAUAUUGGUAAUUAUUACUUCAUUAUAUUAUACUGCUGAACUGCUUGAUAUUUUUUAAACUGGCUUGGCUUUUCCUAGAAAUGUUUUAGCUAAGAGGUUUGCUCUAGGAAAAUUGUUGAAUCUGCCACUGCAAUAAUGAAAAAAGAAAUAAUGUAAGAACUGUUAAAGAGAUGUCUUCAGUGCAGUUUGAAGUCGUACCCUCUGGAAAUGUGAAACUGGCCUGUGGGAGCAACUGCAAACACACUGAUCUAAUCUAAUAUGUGUACUCUGGAGAUUACAGGUUAAGAGGCUUGCUUUCAGAGCUCCCCAGGAUGUCUGUGACAGCUCAAGACACUCAGUUUUGGACUCUGUACCAGAGCAUGCCUGUUCCAGAUAAUGGGUAUCAACUACUGAGGAACAUGCAGAGGACCAGUUCACACAUUACAGCAGUCAGCUCAGUUUUACCAUUGGGAUUACAUUAAACAAAGAGCAACAGCCGAUGUCAGCUGCCUGACAAUUACACCUGUGCGAUAUAAACAUUUUUCACAUUCCCACUAUUGCUAGGUAUGUUUAUAAUUUAAAACAUACUAGGUUUGUGGCUAAGACAGGUAACCUUUCAAGAAAGAAUUAGAAUUAACUUGGAUCCCCUUAUUUGAUGAACGUAAGUACUCUUGUACAUUUAGCACUGAAAACAAUAAACAUGUGAUUCUGUGCGCUAACUUGGAUGGCUUUAAAAGAAAAUUAGACACAUUCAGGGAGGAGAGGACCAUUGAUGGCUACUAGCCAUGAUGCCUAUGCUCUACCUCAGGCAUGGCCAAACUCGGCCCUCCAGAUGUUCGGGGACUACAAUUCCCAUCAUCCCUGACCACUGGUCCUGUUAGCUAGGGAUGAUGGGAGUUGUAGUCCCAAAACAUCUGGAGUGUCUACCUUCACAGUCGGAGGCAGUUAAUGAUUUCUGAAUACCAGUUGCUGGAUCCAGCAAGCUUUCAUUUAUUCUUAUGUGAACAAGAUAGUAUCGGUGACCACAAACAAAGCACUUUAUUAGCCACCAAGGCAGCAUUACAAUCUAAUAUAAAAGGAACAAAAAGAUUAAAUUAUCCGACUUGCAGUAACAGAUUUUACCUCUGAGAACCUCAUAUACUUGCAGCACUCAACGCUUUGUAAAUAAUAACAGAUAAUUAUUAGAAUAAUUAUGGGAUGUAUGCAGUUGUGGUUUUACACUAGAAGAAAGCACUUCUACUCAGACAAGACUCUAGUGACCUGCUUUGUACAUACCAUUGUAACCCCCUGCUCCUGGUCCCCCCAACCCUUAGCAGAAAAUUGCAAUAUUGCACUGGGCACUGCCACGCAACCCAGGUAAGGGAGGCGGCGGCAGCAGCAGGGUGCCAUGCCAUGUUCCCAUUCUGCUUCCGGUGGUGAAACGGGACACAUCAGAAUUAUGGGAUAUGAUGCAGAGGUAUAGAGAGUAAGGGGAAACUGGGUACCCUUCCCUGUACUAGUGGAUACCAUUUUUCAAUAUGCAUACCUUACAAAACACACUCAUCAAACCACAUUUUCUUCAUUGACUACAGACCCUUAUGGACGCAGGUGUAAUUCCAGGGGGAGAUAUGACACCUGAAGCUGCUCUUACCAAGCUGGCCUAUGUCCUGAGCAAACCUGGUACCUUGGCUGAGAAGAGAGAGGUAAAAUAUCUUUGACUUCUGAUUUUUUUUUUAAAAAAGCCUAGUAGUACUUUUCUCAAGUUGUGGCUUUCUGAGCUUUCCUUCCCUUUGACACACAUAGGCCUGGACUAGAUGGGCCUUUGGUCUGGUUAAUCCUAGUAUUGUUGAGUUGGAAAGGGACCUCAAGGAUCAUGUAGUCCAACUCCCUGCAAUGCAGGAAUCUCAGCUACAGCAUCCAUGACAGAUGGCCAUCCAACCUCUGGUUAAGAAGGGCGUUUCUUUUGGUCAGAGCCCACAAACUUCCCACUCCAUCCCAACUAGGUUCAAAGGACUGCUGUCUAUAUGUAAGGUUAAACUGCAAAAAAUAAAGAUAUAUAAAUAGUUUGUGCCCUGCUUGCUUAUUUUUAUAUGUCACAAUAACCAGGGACCGAACUGCAGUUGAGGAACCAUCAUAUCUGGUUGAUGGAGAGGGGAGGGACAGAAACUGCUCGUUGUUCUACCAUUUGGGGAAAUGCCCCUGUACAGCAAAUCAGAGUCUCACCUCCCAUGGAAAAGAUCAGUGAAACGCUCCCACACCUACAGUGUUUUCUUUCACUACUUCUCUUUUUAAGACAUGCCUAAACAAUGCUAAAGUUGAGGGCAGCCUUCCUUCCCACAACACUCCUUUCUUUAACUUUGCACAGCCAUGUUUCCAGAUAGUUAUCACAGUCAUCUAUAUUCCCAGACUCUCUCUUUUUCUCUGUAAUUAUGAAGCAAUUCUACAUGGCAGAAGAGCUAGGCCACAAUUCAAUGAAAUCAUUUAUGUGCACACAAGUGCUACAGUUCUUCAUAUUUUUUUUAAUUUCUGGAGCAUCAGAACUUUUUUCUGCCCUCUCCUCUCCCUAAUAUCCCAGAAAAUUGUAGUUCUGUGAGGGGAGGACUUAGGGGGUCUCAAACAGUUCAUCCUCAGCAGCCUAAUAAAAUACAUGGAUUCUUUGGGGGUAUUCAGCAACUGCUCAUACCCUUUCCCAACUUCAUAGUAUCCAAUCUCUAAUAUGACUUCUAACUGAAGUCCCAUGGCCUUAUGGGGUAUUGUAACAAAAUCUCUCUCUCUCUCUCUCUCUCUCUCUCUCUCUCUCUGUGUGUGUGUAUAUAUAUAUAUAUAUAUAUAUAUAUAUAUAUAUAUAUAUAGUGUUGAUUUGGCUGAAGGGACUUACAUAUCACAUGCUAGUAUAUAUAUGUGGAGACCUCCUAAGGCAGAAGGAGGGACUUACAGUGGUACCUCGGGUUACAUACGUUUCAGGUUACAUACGCUUCAGGUUACACACUCCGCUAACCCAGAAAUAGUGCUUCAGGUUAAGAACUUUGCUUCAGGAUAAGAACAGAAAUCGGGCUCCAGCGGCACGGCGGCAGCAGGAGGCCCCAUUAGCUAAAGUGGUGCUUCAGGUUAAGCACAGUUUCAGGUUAAGAACGGACCUCCGGAACGAAUUAAGUACUUAACCCAAAGUACCACUGUACUUUAGGUUUUCCAAACCCACUUCAAACAUUUUUAAAAAUAAUCCAGCAUUUUGAAGUUAUUUUUACAUGAUCCAAGGACCUGGUCCUCAUGUCACAUUAAACCGGGCUCAUGUUAAAGUUGCAUACAUUAUGUCUUUGUUUCACUUUUACUAUAUCUGAGAUCUUUUUACUUACCUGUCUGUCUUCUGUACUGGAAAAUUACUUAAGGUAAAGACUGUCACUUAUGCAGAUGGACAACCAAAGGUGUAGAGGUUGGGAGCAGGACCUGCUGCUACAAUCCUUCCCCUCCAAACCAAAGACGCACACACAUUCACCUCUGACUUGGUUCCCAGCCUGCUCACUUACUUCUUUUUUCUCCUUAAGAUGGUGAAGGAGAAUCUGAGAGGAGAGAUGACUGUUGUGCCCAUUGGAACCCAGAUCACCCUCAAAGAUAGCAAGUUUAUUCAAGAGAUUGCAAAAUACCUGUUUAUCAGCUGCAAGGAGGUACUUGCUCAAAUGACACCUGUUAAAGCAGAAAGCCCGUUGCAUAAUAACUAGCACCUGGGACCAUCUAAUAAAGCUGAUUGUUGGAAGCUACAGGACAGGCAGAAGAAAGAAAUACUUCUUUAAAAGAGCUUUUAACAAAGUAAUGGAGGGUGUUUAAGGCUGUCAUUGGCUACUUGUCAUGAUGACUGUGCUCUGCCUUCAUUGUUGGAUGCAGGACGGUUCUAAAUAGUAUUUUGGAGAAUCACAAGGGAAGAGGACUAUUGUCCGUAUGUCCUGCUUGCAGGCUUCCCAUAGGCAUUUGGGCAAGAUGCUGGACUAGAUAGCCUUUGACCUGCUCCAGCACGACUCUUCUUAUGUUAUAUAUAUAUAUAUAUAAAAGACAGCAAAGGGGAUUGUUGAGUAUAGAAUGCUGGACAUUUAUGCAGUUUGUAUGAUAAAUUUCCUGGGAGCACAAAGCACUUUAAAGCAACUUCAGCCCCCUUCCCUCAACAAUUCAUGCAUCCUGGAUUGCUUUGUAUCAGAACUGAAGACCAGACGCGCUUCACAAGGUCUAUGCAGAACAAGCAUCUGUAGAUAACUUCACACAAGCAAGCCACGCUAUUAUAUCCAGGCACGGUGGGAUGGGAUUAUGGGAAAUGUGUAGAUGUGUGUUAAACUGGGCUGUUUUAAUUUCUCAGGAGCUAGCAGCUGUUAGAGAUGCUUUGACUCCUCCUUUGGCUUGCGCAGCGGCAAAAAAUGGUGACAUCGAUGCCCUAAAAGCCUUACAGAAUAUGGUAAGACCCUCUUUUUUAUAGUGUAUUUCAUAUGAUCAUUUGCACCCUGAACAGGAGAAAGCCUCACAGGCUAUGGUCAUCUCAAAUGCAUUUUUGUUUUGGGUGCGUAUAUAACUCUAUGACAUUCAGGCUCUAUAGUUAUGAGAGGAAAAUUAAAAACCCAGGGUAGUCUUUCAGCAGGGAAAAACAGUUACCGUAGAUUAGAGCUAGAGUCAGAUCAGAAUGACUGCUGGCCUUUAUAUUUUCAAAGGGGAAGCAACCAUCGCUUAUGAUAUCAGGAUUGUGCUUUUUUAAAAAACAGCAGUCUAGUCCUUUGUUUAUUUCGUUCAGAAGUAGGUCCUGUACCAAUCAAUGAGGCUUACAUGCCCUUACGAUUACGAUAUCUUUAUUGUCAUUGUCCCUCGUGGAACAAUGAAAUUGAAAAUUAGGUGUGCAGCCUAAGCCUGCAUAAUACCUUCUUCACUAAACAUGACAAAUGAAUUAUAUUCUUAUACUGACUGCUCCUGUAGGUCUGAUACUGUGGUGCUAUAUGUUUUUGUGCCUCCCCAAAUUUGUCCAUUUAUUUAUUUUUAAUAAUAAUGUAAGGUGGUAUUCAACUUUUACUUAAAGGAAGUCCAUUGAAAUUAAAGUUAGAUCCAUUGAUUUCAUUGGAUCUGUUCUGAGUAAAAGGUAGUUGAAUACCACCCCAAUUUUUUUAACUAACUGGAGGGAAUUCAACAUCACAUGCUUCUGAUUGGGCAAGCAUUUUGAGUUGCAAGAUGGAACGAUUUCCUCUCCCUCUGCUGCUGUUCAGUGGCUUCUCUUGACCACCCCAAUCCAAUGGGGGGGGGGAGCACAGGGGGAGGAAGGGGCUGUUGCCCUAUUGGGUGAAUGGAAGUCCUUGUGCAGGGCUUCUACUGAUGAGACUAGUUAGUUGAAUCCUGCCCCCCCUUUUACUGACUUCUCCAAUAAGUACUGUGGUGCCAAUGGUUUUUGUGUGUGGCUACCACUCCCUGCCCAAAUUUGCCUGUUAAAAACAACUAAUUAAAAAAUAGGGUUUUUUUGCCAUUCCUGUGGGUCACCUGCCAUAACUCUGUGAUGCCGAAAGUUUUUGUGGUUCUCCCAUGACCCUCAAAAUGCAGCCGCAGCCAUUUUUUACACUGCAGCCGUACCAUGCAGCCUCUGAAGGGUUGAUGAUGGGUCAAUGUGGCUCUCAUACUGAAAAGGUUAGCCAUCCCCGUUAUAACGUCACCGAUGGGGGCUUUUCAACCUGAUCAUUGCUGUGUGCCUCAGCUGUCCUGGAUUGGCCCACAGAAAGAAGCCUCAAGAGAGUGUUCUCCAUUAAUUCAAGAGUUCAUAUUAAAAAUAGUAAGAAAGCCAGUUUCUCGGCUGAGAAACGGGGAAUCUGGGAAAUGAUAAACUGGGCAUGUUGCUGAGACCUUCGUUAGAUGGAUGAAUUAUUAUUUAAAUACACUCCUUUAAAUAAACUUGUCACAGGGUGGCAACUUGAGCUCUGAGGAUUAUGAUGGUCGCACACCUCUUCACGUUGCAUCUUGUGAAGGUAAUUUGGAGAUAGUCCGACAUCUGCUGAAGUCUGGGGCAACUGUCUACGCUAAAGACCGAUUUGGAGCUACUCCACUGCUGAAUGCCAUAAAGUUCAGGUAUUUAUUUCUUAAGUGCAAUUUACAGUGCUUUUUUUCUUAAAAAAUGUUUAGGGGUACUCUCAUUCCAUCUGAGAUUUAGGAAGCACCAUGACAGGAAAUGAGGCCGCCAUCGGGGGUAGCAACGGAACUGACGAUUCACCGUGCUAGAAAAGAAACAUUUUUUAAAAAAUAUUUUAGUUUCUUCUCCCAUUAGAUUCACCCCUGCGUACCCCCCAGAAAAAAAGCACUAGCAAUCAGAAAACCCCAAAAGCCCAGAAAUGGACCAUCCCAAGGGUGGAUUGGGGAUGAGCCAGGCUGGGAUCCAGCUGCCCUCACAGCUGGCAGGGGCUGGGAUUGGGAUUGGAGGCUGACGUUGGCACAGGCAUCAGGCCCAAUCUGCUUCCUUCUGCAGCUGCUGUGGCUGGUCAGGCUGCAGAUGUGGCAGUAACUCUCUUGUUGAGCAGCUGCAGCAGCGAGCAGUUUAGAUUACUUUGCCUGAGUAGACUUGUACCUGUGGGUGUUGUGAACAGAAGAAGAAGUGCCUCACACUUCCCCUUCCUCUGUGGUACUGCCUUUUCCAGAAUAUUUUUUUGUAUCUGCCCUGUCCUGGGGAUGCAUAGGAUGUCCUUGCACCUGGAACAUGCUUUUAUCUCAGGAAAUAAAGAUAGAAGCACGUCCAAUGGGACAGUGUUGUGAACGAACAGGAAGCGUGAAGUACUUCCUGUUGCACUUGACAACCUUGGAACAUCCAAAUCUGUUCUUGGUUGGAGGAAAACCUCUGACCAUUGAGUAGGCUAAAUAUAUCUUUUGCUGAACGUCCGUCAGGGUUAAAAAUACUACUAUGUUCCUGAAAAUAUGUUGAAUGUAUAUCAAAAUGUUUAUAUGUGUGGUGUUUACUAUCUAGUAUCUUUUGCAGACUACAGGUAUUCUCUUCUUUCAAGAUGCCUCUUUCAGGCUUUCCUGGAAGUAUUUUUAAAAAAUGCAAGUAGUAUCUUUAAAUAUAGGACCUCUCUUUGGGGCUUUGAGUGGCUCACUGCACUCUGCUCAUGUGCUGUCCCUUUCCAUGUCCCCCAGAAUCUGUUCCCCAAUCCUUUCUCUAGUAUAUCCUAUGCAUUUUAUUCUCCUUCUAAUUCUUGCCAAGAAGUUUAAAAUUCUGCAGAUACACGCAUCUAUGAGAAUCAGUUAUGAGAAAUAACUACAUCUUUGCAAACUUUACUUGCUACACAGAUAUGGAAAGUGUUUGGAGGAAAUCUAAAAACUUAUUCAUAAUAAAUAGCUCCAUUUUAGGCUAGCAAGCUUAUCAGUUGCACCUUCCCCAUAACUACAGCAUUCAUAGGAAGCAAACCUUUCUCCUUAAGACUUUAAGAAGUCUUUGGUGCCAGAGUAAUUCUUCUGGCCAGGUCUCCACACUCUUGACAUGCAUUUUGCAUUGCAGAUGGGUCAUUAACAGUGCAAACCUAUACAACCUAUGAAGCAAGUACCGAAUUUUUCGCCCCAUAGGACGCACCGGCACAUAAGGCACACCUAGUUUUUUUGGGGGGGAAUAAAGAAAACAUUUUUUAUUUCCCCCCCAGGCACGAGGCUGGGGCGGGGGAAGCCAGAGCUUCCCCCGACCCCAGCCCCCGGAACAGGCUGCUCUCCGCAAGCCGGGGGAGGGCUCCCGCGGCUUGCGCAGAGCUACCCGAAGCCCCGGUGCGACUGCUCAGCGCAACGGGGCUUCGGAGUGCAGGCAGCUCUGCGCAAGCCGGAGGAGCCCGGCGGGAACUCUCGCGGGCUCCCAAGGCUUGCAGAUAGCUUCCUGAAGCCUGCAUUCGCCCCAUAGGACGCACACACAUUUCCCCUCCAUUUUUGGAGGGGAAAAAGUGCGUCCUAUAGGGCGAAAAAUACGGUACCUUUGAAUUUAGUCCUAUACACCCAGGUAAUAGGAUGUAUAGAACUGCAACCAAAGUCAGUUGGCAUGCUUUCUUAAUAGGCGUUAUGACAAUCUCGUUAGCUAGCCAAGCUGUUCAGAUACAGGAAAAUUUGCUAAGAAUCUCUUAAAAUUCUCUAGGAGCAAGUUAAACAGACUUACUGCUGAACAAGAUGGCCUUUGUCCAGCACACCUAUGCAAAAUAUUCCUGCAAACAGCUCUCUCUCUCUCUCUCUCUCUCUCUCGUGUGUGUGUGUGUGUGUGUGUGUGGUUAAACCACACCCAGUCACUGCCUGAGGAAUUUCACAUAAGUUUGUUAUUCAAAUUCUUAAGCUUUACCACUCCCAUAAGAAACUCCUACUGGGGACUCUUGAUCUUUUUAAAGCUGCUGAAAGGCAGGUUGGAAGAGAAUGAAGCCGGGUUUUAGUUCAAGCUUAUGCUGCUGUCAGGUUGAGAGAAUGACCUGAAUCAUUUGUCAGUUUGCAGAGACUGUAAUGUAAUGUAAUGUAAUGUAAUGUAAUGUAAUGUAAUGUAAUGGCCUACUCUGCCAGCAAACUUUACUGCUAAGCUUAAGGUGGAAUUGGAUGGUUGAAAACCUAUAGAAUCAGUUAGAUGCUACUUUUGCAGUUGGAACUAGAUUGUGGGAUUAAUUGUACAAAAACGGGGAAAUCAAGCUUUAAUAAUAUUUUAACACUUACCAAUACAAGUACAUAUAACUGGAGGUGCAGAAUGCAAUAUUGGAAGACAAAGCCUGGUGGUUAUUGCAAUCCAGCUCUCUCUCCUGAAGCAAUACCCACUUAUAUGUAAAUAUUCCAAACAUGAUAUGGAGCCAGUUAGAUAAAAAAAAUAAGCCCUGGCUGUACUGUAAUAUCCGAGAUACUGCUUUUCUCCAAGGCACUAUAGUAUUCUUUGCCUCUAAUAUGACAUCAUCCAUAUAGCUGUAGUGAUAACUACAAAGUUGCUCUCAAAGUAUUUACUCUCUGAAGCCCUAGAGCAAUCAGUACUGAAGCAAAUCUUGAAGUAUUUCUAUAAACAGUCCCGUGGAAUGAAGUAAGUGCAUUUUUCCACAAACAAUUUCUUAGUGUCCUGAUGAAAUCUGACAGCAGUUUAGGAACAACUUCCAUCCAACUGGAAGCAUGAGAGUGGAACCAAUUCAGAAGAAGAUAUUUAACAAUAUAUAAUGCCAAAGGCCAGUUCACAAAGUUUGAAAUGUUGGAACAUUGUAUGCAUGGUACAGUGCAGGCUUGCAAAUGUGUGCUAUUGCAUCUAAAAUAUUACACACACACACACACAGUGGUACCUUGGGUUACAUACGCUUCAGGUUACACACGCUUCAGGUUACAGACUCCGCUAACCCAGAAAUAGUACCUUGGGUUAAGAACUUUGCUUCAGGGUGAGAACAGAAAUUGUGCUCCGGCGGCACAGCGGCAGCUGGAGGCCCCAUUAGCUAAAGUGGUGCUUCAGGUUAAGAACAGUUUCAGGUUAAGUACGGACCUCCGGAACAAAUUAAGUACUUAACCCAAGGUACCACUGUAUAUAUGUGUGUGUGUGUGUGUGUGUGUGUGUGUGUAUAUAUAUAUAUCUAUAUAUAGUGUCCAAUUUUCCACAAACCGUUUCCUCACAACAAAUGAAAAAAGUGGAAAGGUUGUGGGAACUAAGUGUAUACCUGAUACAUAUUAUGGGGUGUGGGGUUAUGCGUAAGAGGCAGCAUGCAUAGGCAUGGGACAUGCAAUGUUGCAAUCUUUCCAGAUUUCCAACUGAGGAAUGAGAGCCCUAUCUUGUCCUGGCUCUUUACAAUCCUAGUCCUCAAAGACUCUGAUAUGUUAUGUGGUGCGUCCACCUUUUGAAGUCUGUUCUGUCAGGGGCGUGAUAGGUCAGUUCAUUGCUUUUUGCAGAAGAACCAAGGAGCCAAAGGAAUGAAGCCAUUCAGGUUUUGGAGUGGGUUACGGCUGCAUUUCUUUAAGUGGUAGGUGGGAAAUGUGCUUGUGACCCCCCCCCCCCCAAUCUCUGUAAUGCGUCACUCAGAUUCUUCAGGCCCAGUGCAGGUGGGGCCAUGAAAAACCAUUUAAAAGCAUUUGCUGGAUUAAAAGAUGUUGGUCUUAGGAAGUCUUAUGCCCUCCGAUUCUGAUCAUACCACAAUAACUAGAAUCAUGCUUAACUAGAAUCAUGCUUAGCAAGUAUAGAGUGCUUUCCACCUUCGCCGGAUCAAGCAGUUGGUCCCUUACCUUUCCCGCCCUGACCUGGCCACAGUGAUCCAUGCGACGGUCACCUCCAGGCUUGACUACUGUAAUUCGCUCUAGCGGGGCUGCCCUUGAAGCUGUCCCAGAAACUCCAGUGGGUGCAGAAUGCUGCAGCGAGGCUCCUCACAGGGUCUCUGCCGUGGGAACAUAUUCACCCAGUGCUUUUCCAGCUGCACUGGCUCUCGGUGGAGUACAGGGUCAGGUUCAAGGUGCUGGUUUUGACCUUUAAAGCCCUUCACGGCCUAGGACCCUCGUACCUACGGGACCGCCUCUCCUGGUAUGCCCCACGGAGGACCUUAAGGUCCAUAAAUAGCAACACCCUAGAGGUCCCGGGACCUAAGGAAGUUAGAUUCGCCUCAACCAGAACCAGGGCUUUUUCAACACUGGCUCCAGCCUGGUGGAACGCUCUGUCUCAUGAGACCAGGGCCCUGCAGGAUCUGAUUUCUUUCCGCAGGGACUGUAAGACAGAGUUGUUCCACCUGGCCUUUGGCUUGGAGUCACUUUGAUUCCCUCCCCCUCUUUCUUUUUUCUUUUUUCCUUUCUCCUCCUGUGAUGAGGCUGCAUUUUAAUGUUUUAAUGUUGUAUUUUAAUCUUGUUUUUAAGUUGUAUUCAUUCAACUUUUUUAUUAUUGGUUGUUAGCCGCCCUGAUCCUGGCCUUGGCUGGGGAGGGCGGGGUAUAAAUAAAAUUUAUUAUUAUUAUUUAUUAUUAUUAUUAUUUAGUAGAGUGGUUCCUGGUUCAAUCCUUGGCAUCUCCAGUUAGAACAUAAGUAGAGCCCGCUGCACCAGGUAUGUGGUCCAUCUAGUUCAGCAUCCUGUUCUCAGUGGCCAUGGGAAUCCCACAAGCAAGUCCUGUGUGCAAUAGCACUCUGCCCUCCAGUUUUCAGAAAGUGGUAUUCCGGAGCAUACUGCCUCUGAUUGCAGAUAGUAAUUCUGAGAGAGACCUCUGCCAGAAACCCUGGAAAGCUGCUGCCUGAAAGUUGACAGUAGUGGGCUUGAUAGGCCAAUGGUCUGAUUUGGUAUAAAGCAGUUCCAUAUGCGCAUAGGUAGGCCAGUCUUUAUUUAUCACUCCUCUCAGAGUUGUUUCCACCAACCUCCCAUCCAGGCACUAAGCCAGAGUAUUUGCCAUUGGCAUAAGCUUAGGAGUUUCCAGACCAGUCACUUGCAAUCUCAUAUCACAGCUGAAAAGUGGAGGCUGGGAAAUUUUGAUUGAGGUAAUCCAGAACAAGCUAACUGCGCUUAAGUCUGAGUUAAAUCAGUGGGGUGGGUUAAAUAAGCUCCGUUAUUUUAAAAAGGCUCCUAGCAUUUAUGUUAUAAAUGCUAAUUGGCUGCCAUUUGUUUUCAGGUUCAAUUCAUAGUGCUCAUUUUGGCUUAUGAAGCCUGAUGUAGUUCAGGACCACAAUACAACCAAGGCUACCUCCUUACAUUAGAACCUGCCUUGCCUUUAUGAUUGUCACCUGAAGCACUUCUUUCUUACUUUCUCCAAGAGAAGUGCAGAGUGUGCCAGCAAGGGGAUAGGUCUUUUUAGUGGUAGCCCCCACCUCCUCUAAUAAUCUCCCCAAGGAGUUCUGCCUGGUGCCUAUGUUAUUAGCUUUACAGUGCCAGGCCAGGACAAUUUUGUUCUCUCGGACUUUUUGUUCUUAAGGUGAUGUGAUUUUUAGUCUGUUUCAGUGUUGGAUGGGGAAUAAUAUGUAUGUAUGUAUGUAUGUAUGUAUGUUUGUUUGUAUGGGGAAUAGUAUGUAUGUUUAACGUAUAACCCUGCAGUUCAGAGCUGCUUGGGUUAUGUUGCAUUGUGGAACACAGCACUUGUUGCUACCUGAAAGGGAGAAAAAUGUACUUGAUGAUGUUGCUGUGUCUCAAGAACCCUUGUGAUGAAAUAUUUAAGAUAACGAGCAAAUGAAUGAGGUCUAUAAUUGCAGUAGCAGUUAAUAAUAUAUCUCAUGGAAUGAAGUAUUGCGAAAUCAUUUUUUUCAGCGAAGGGAAAUUGCUUGGUAGUAUGAUUUAAUAUUUAUUUUCCACUUAUCAACAGAAGCAAAAAGAAAAGAAGAAGAAAAAGACUUUUUGGAAAGUCUUAUUCUUCAUAUGUGAUAAUGUACUAUCUUGGUCAUAUCUGCCAGCCCUUAUGCAAGUUUGUAUGUGUCAUUUCCCUUGAAGUAAACAAUAGGGAGCAGUUACCAGCUCACAGAUCCUACAUGCUAUUUCUGAAUUUCUUGGUUAGGCAUCAGGGUAGUUUAAAGCCUUUUUGCCUCUUGGAAAGUCUGAAUGUGAUACUGUAAUGUGCUUACACACAGGCAUAGGAUAUAACACAGUAAUUGUGCAAGAGGAUCCCUUGUUCUCUUUCCCCAGGGAGUUGGGCCCAUCUUGUGUACUGGGCACAGCCAUUGCUGACGCUGAUCCUGUUCUAGCACAGCCGCCACCAAAUCUCUAAAUGGCUGCUCCACUGAGCAAAGGGCUGUUUUGAUUGAUAGGGAGCCAUGAAAAAGGGAAUUAAGUUAUGGUCAACUCUGUGUGUCCCAUGUUUAAGACCACUGGCCCUUAAAUCUGAGUGUUGGUGCAGCCAUAUGCCAACUAGGAGUCUUGUAGCAAAGAGAGUUUCCCUUUCUUCUUCUUUUACUCCCUGAAAAUGCUCACUUGACUCACAGACUGGGAAGAAUUUCGUGAAGGGAUAGCUAUCUCCAUCUUGAUCUAUGAGUUUUCCAGGGCCACCCUCUGCUGGAGACAGAGUGUUUGGAAUUUAACACUUGAUACAGCUAAAUAUUACACUUGGAGAAGAUUUGGCACAGUUUGUGUUUACUUACGACUGAAUGAUGGGCAUGUUGCACUGACCACAAAUUCACAAACAUGCCUGAGUUUGAUUGACAAGUAGGCAUUGAUACAAAUCUUUCCUACAUCAUGUUAUUUGUCAUCAGUGUGACUUACAGGUCCCCUUCUGAAGAGAAAAAUCAAUAUGGGAAAUGGCUCUUAGAUCCAGUUUAUCAAAGAGUUGUUUCCAUGUUAGCAUGCUACAGAUAUUUCUAUUAAGGUACUGGUGUGGUUAAAAAUAAGUUCGUCCAUUUUCUUAAAGGCACCAUGAUGUGAUCCGCUUGCUACGCACAACGGGAGCUCACCUUUCAAGCCAAGAGCUCGUGAAUGUUGGAACAGAACUCUGCAGGUAUGAAAAAGUCAUUUUUAAAUGUCUUCAGAUGACAUUGCACUGUCUCUAUAAACUAGUUGACACAUGGAAUGACAUCACUUGAUUUGUCCACAUUCAUUUACUGUACAUUUGAUGACCAGCAGCUGAAUGAAGUGAUUUGAAAGUUCUUUAUUUAUUACAUUUAUAUCCCCACAACCAACCCUGUGAGGUAGGGCUAGGUUGAGAGGCACUGACUGGCCCGGGGUCACCCCAUGAGCGUCAAGGCUGAUUCGAGAUUCAAACUCUGGUCUGGCAGGUCCUAGUCCUGCAUUCUAACCACUACAGAUUUUAUAUCUGUGAUUGCCCAUUCACACAAUACAUGCCAUGCCAUUGCUUACUACUGUAGUCAUCAAGAGAAUGACAGGUAUGUAAACCAGGACUUUGUUCACCAUUGUAUAAAGGUGGCAGUGGAAUGAUUAAGGAUAGUUGGUUAACUAUUAAAACUGGUUUGUAAGGGAAUACAAAUUUCAGCCAUUUCGAGUUUGGUUUUUGUCGUAAAGUUUGGGUUGCAAAAUGGUUGCUGUUUUACUUUUAAGGCUCUCAAGCAUUGGAGUGUCAAAUGUUCGCAGGAAAGUUAAACGUUCAAGGGUAGAUGUUUUGUUUAGGAAGUUUUGUACCAGACGUUGUGCACAUGAGGGUCAAAAGUUCAUUCUAGGAUUCUGGCAAUUAAAGGGAAGUAAUUGUUAACCAAACUCUCCUCAUUUUGUGAUUGACUGAAAGAUUGAGAGGAAGGGGGAGUGAAAAUAUUGUAUAUAAGCCACAGCUAAUCAGAAUGUUGUGGAGUCAGGCUUGGAAUCUGCUAUGCCAAAUUUAACACCUGCCAGGAUUAUUAAAGGAGGCAGUUAAUCCACUCCCCUUAUGUUUUUUUCACAAAUAAAUUGACCCUACUCUUAGCUUCUUCUGCCCUCUGAAGGACUUGUUAAACUGCUUGGCCAUACAGAACAGCAAAAUGCUUUGAGACUUUCAAGAACAACCAGAAAAAUAAAUCCACGUAUGAUGCAAUUUUGUACCAAGGUGUUCUGUUAGCCCUGACUGGUUUUUCAGUUCAUAUAUUUUGUUGUUUCUCCAUGGCUUCUUUUAAAAAUUAAGAUUGGAGUGGAUUUUUGGAGCUCUUUGUUGACUAACCAGGUUUCAUAGCACAGAAAAAUAUAUAACACAAAUAUACCAAUCCAUUCUAAAAACGACUCUGCAAGUUCUUAUUUGACCAGAGAUUAUGUUUGAACGACCUCUGUGUUACUGUAACUAGUAAAAAAUGAGGUGAGCCUUGACCCUUUCAUAUUUGGUUGCUGCCCCAAAGGGGGGGGAAUGCAAGGGGCUGUUGGAGGGAGGGGGAAAGAAGCAACCAAAUUCCCUUUUUCUUUCUAUCUCUGCUCCCCCCUCCUAUAUAUCAAAAUGCCAGUUAAUGAAAUCCAAGGAUGCUUUCCUUCAAGCCUGUUAUCAUAGCCCAUCUCUAGGCUAAAAUGCUGUUCAAUUCUGAUCACAGCUGUCGGGAAAAAUUAUGAUUCUGACAGAACUUUGACCAUGCCUCUAAUACCUGAUUAUCCUUCUGGAGAAAUAAAAUAUGGAGUGGGGUUUUUAUGAUCUUAAUCUGUCAUCUGUCCCAGCGGUUACGGAGACUGCAUAAAGAGGCAUGGCCAGGCCAGCUAAUAGGAACCGUAUCCUUGAAUGUGCUUGAGGCAGAAUUAUCUUCCUCUCACUCGAAAUCACUACCCUGCUUAUCAAGGCUCUUCACCAACAGAGAAGCAUAAUCUCUUCACUAUCUGGGUGACACUUUUCAGCUAUAAACAUCUCAAUCUCCCACAGAGGCUUAAUAUGCUCCUUGUGAGGAGUUCAGGUAAAAGGAUAUACAACAGCUUCAGGGCGGCAGUGGUGGUGGGGAGAUGAGAAGAGGCGCCUUUGCCUCUUAGGAUGGGCCUGUGCAGCUUGCAACCUACCACAUCACCUGUCAUGUAUUGUGGUUUGCAAGGUGCUUGAUAACCCAUUCAAUUUUGCAUUAUUAGAUGGGCAGAACCCCUGCCCCCACCAAUUUUUUAGCCCUUGAUGCUCAUACUAGGCUUGAGAGCCAGUGUGGUGUAGUGGUUAAGAGCGGUAGACUCGUAAUCUGGUGAACCGGGUUCGCGUCUCUGCUCCUCUACAUGCAGCUGCUGGGUGAUCUUGGGCUAGUCACACUUCUUUGAAGUCUCUCAGCCCCACUCACCUCACAGAGUGUUUGUUGUGGGGGACGAAGGGAAAGGAGAAUGUUAGCCACUUUGAGACUCCUUCGGGUAGUGAUAAAGCGGGAUAUCAAAUCCAAACUCCUCCUCUUCUUCUUCUUGAAGGCUGUGUUAGGCUUUGCAGGUCACAAGUUACAUAGUCAUGUCUUACGAUGUACAUUUUGGAGGUCACAAGUUGCAUAGUCAUGUCUUACGAUGCACAUUUUGGAGAAAGAUGGAUGCCAACACAAUAUUUCAUAGAAUCAUAGUUGGAAGGGAGUCAUCUAGUCCAACCCUCUGAAAUAUAGGAAUCUUAUCUAAAGCAUUCAAGACAGAUGGCCAUCCAACCUCUGCUUAAAAACUUACAAUGAAACACCAAGUCUACCACUUCCUGAGGUAGUCCAUUCCUCUGCCGAAUUGCUCUUACUAUCAAAAAGCUCUUCCUGGUGUUUAACUGGAAUCUCCCUUCUUGUAACUUGAAACCAUUGGUUUGAGUCCUACUCUCCAGAUCAUGAGAAAACAAGCUUGAUUCAUGUGACGGCCCUUCUUGAAGAUGGCUAUUAUAUAUCUAAUCCUCUUAGUCUCUUCUUAUCCAGGCUAAAUAUCCACAGCUCCUUCAACUGUUCCUCAUAAGGCUUGGUUUCCAGUCUGUUGGUUCCAGUCUUGGUUGCCCUCCUCUGCACACGUUCCAGCUUCUUAAAUUGUGGUGCCCAGAAUUGGACACAGUAUUCCAGGUGUGAUCUGAGGAAGGCAGAAUAGAGUGGUACUAUGACUUUCCUUGAUCUGGACACUAUACUUCUGUUGAUGCAGCCUAGAAUAGCAUUAACUUUUUUUUUUUUUUGCUGCUGCAUCGCACUGUUGACUCAUGUUAAGCUUGUGGUCCUCCAAGACCCCCAGAUUCUUUUCACAUGUACUGCUAGUAAGCCAGGUGUCCUGCAUCUUAUAUUUGUGCAGCUGGUUCUUCUUGCCUAAGUGCAGAACCUUGCAUUUGUCCCUAUUGAAAUACAUUUUGUUAGUUUGCGCCCAGUUUUCCAAUCUGUUAAGGUCAUAUUGAAUCUCAAUUUGGGUUGUGUCAUUUGUGUGUGGCCUUUUGAAUUACUUUUAUUCAUUUGGUAUUCUUAGACUAGAGACAGAUGUGAGAGAUUCCCAUCCCUCCAACCGCCAAGAGGCUUGAUGUUUCAGGUGAUAUUUUAGCCACUGAGCUACAAUUUCUUACAAAAUCUGGCUCCUAUGUCUUUAUUAGUGUUUUAAUUAAAUAAAUUGGUUUCACUUACCCUCUCCUUGAACAUCUGCUUAACUUGCCUUGACGUUUUGUUAGCUGGGACUCCCUUUAGCUUAUGCCCCAAGAGCCUUUCCAGUUUUGGGAGAUAGUUUCACAACUGGAGGGGGUGACUGCUGACAAUGCCUGUCUGCCUUGCUUUGCCUUGCCUUGCCAAGGCUGAUCAUAGUGAUCAGAAUGAAAUGGAGAAGGAUGAAGUUUUUAAGGAGUCUAUUGAACAUUCAGCUUUAUGAAUUACACUGCAGAGAUGCUAGCAGUGGUGCUGGUGGCUGGUGCUCAUUGGGAACUGGUGGGGUGGAAGGCAGAAGUUCAGAGCCAACGGCAAGCAGAGGCAACCCCUGACUAAUCAUACUCAGUGAAAAUCCACUGAAGUUAGUGGAUAUGAUUAACUUAGGUUAAUCCAGUGGGUCUACGCUGAGUAGAACUUAAGUUGAGUACAGCUCCAAGCUUUUGAGAGGACUUCAACAUCCUGCUCUGUUGAUCGUUCCAUCAGGACAAGCAUUUCAACUUGCCAGAAGGAAUUAUUCUUGCUCUCCUCCUUCCACACACUUCUGGGGGGUUCUCCCAACACUCCCCUGAACCAAUUUUUUUUGGGGGGGUGUGUGUGCUAGCGGAGGAGAGGGGAAAGCCCUGUUGUGGAAGUGGAAGUCGUUGCACAGGCUUUCACUGAUGGGGCUCACCCCUUUCCGCAUUUGGUUGCAAUUUUUGGUAUUUUUUCUGUCCCUUUGCAACUGAUGUGCCCAUGCAUUCCUUACAGGCGCAAAUGGAAGCAUGGGAAGCAGGUUAAGAACACCAAAUUGUCUUUUGAAUGUGGCCAAGAAAAAGUGCCUUCCUAACCCCCAACAGCUUUUUAUCAAGUUGCAUCUUAUUUAUUUAUUUUUUAAUGAUAUUUAUUGGAAAUUUUUUUUAAAAAAAAAUUACACACACAAAAAAAGACAAGACAGAAAAAUAAAAAAAUAAAAUAAAACCAUCAUUCUCAAAUUCUCCACUUUCAAUACCUUCUUUCUUUGACCUCCUCCUCCUCCCUUUUCUUGUAUCCUGAUUAAUAAUAAUCACAGCAAAUCCUUUCCAUAAUUCAUAGUAUUCUGUCAUUACAUUACCUUAAUCUAUUUUCAUCUUAUCUUAUAAAAAAAACCCUUAAAGUUUAAAACUUAAAUCUUAUUUUUACCAACUUCUCCUAGCCAUAACAUUCUUACCAAAUUCUUUAGACAUUUUUACAAGAGCCAAGUAGUUUCAUUUCAACAUUUUUCUAGCAUUCAUCAAUUUUAUAGAACAAUCCUAAUGAUUAAAAAAAAAGAAAUAAACAAUCCAAUCUUCAUCCAGCAUCCCUUCCUCCUGGUCCCGGGUUUUGUCAGUCCUUUUUAUCUUAUUAGUCUAGCACAUUAACCUGGUAAUCUUAUAUCCGAAGCCCUCAAGUCUCUUCCAUGUCCCUUCCGCAGCUCUUCUUCAUAUUUUCCUUUCAUUCGUGGGAACUCCAGCUUUUUGACCCUUUUCAACAAAUCAGCCCCUUUUCCAUAGUCCAGACUAGACUCCAUGUGGUAUUUAAAAACCUGUUUCAGAUUCCCUCCAAAAUUGAGAGCCCCCACAGCUCCAAACAUCUGACGGCCCAUUGCCAGACUCGAAAAGUCCAAAUCUCCCUGUAUAGGGGGGUCUGUCCAACCCCCCAUUUCCAAACCAAACCAAACUUUAUCUUUCCAAGUCUGGUUUUUUCCAAGUUCAUUUGUCAAAUCCAAAAAUUUAUGUUCCUGCUGGGCCGCAGCUCCCUCUGUCUCUGGCGCCCAAGAUUCAGCAGCAUCCUCUUCUCUCAGCUGUUCUGUCAUGGCACACUCCUGUUUUAGCUCCUGGGUGGGCUCCAUAUAAUUUCCCACUACCUGUUCAAAGGUUCUGGCCGCAUUAGUCAUCAAAUCCGUCUUCUGGCUUAACUGAUCCAAUAGGGCAUUUAUUUUGCAGAGAGCACCCAACAGUGCUUCUGAAGACAUUGUCCUGCAAGGUCACAAAUCCUUUCCCACGGUUGUAAUCUGUGGCAGCUGCAAGCUCCCAGGGAUUAGUUACAAUUUCACAGUCCCCCUCUAGGGGGAAAUCUUCUGAUUGUUCUUUCUUUUAAAAACAAUAGCAACAAAUUUUCUUAUUUAAGGUAUUUUGUCCAUAUUUGUUCUUUUUAAAAUGCGAAAGGAAACAAUGGAAUCAAUAUGUUUCUCUUCUUUUAACUAUCUGUCAAAGACAUUUGUUUCUGGUCAAUGAGCUUCAAACGUCAAUUCUGACACCCCGCUCCAGGAUCAGGACGGUGGAAAAUUACUUUGCUUUAAAUUCACUUCUGCAGGUUUAAACAGCCCAAAAAAGAUCCCCCUUCUUCUCCUGCUACCGAAGGGAGGUUCAGCGAUUUUAAAUGAUGAAAACCAAUCCUUUGAAAGUGAUUUUUAAAGCUCUAGUUUAUGUUGUCUUUGCUUUAUUCUGGCUGCAAGGAAACGGAAGGCUGACUUCCUGUUUAGACCUUACCGUUUCAGUACCAAAUUAAGGUAAAUUUUUAAGUCCAAAUUCCUUUCUAUUUUGCCAGUUCUUAUUUAAAGUCCAACUGUUCAAUGUUCCAGUACUCACGGGUGGUUAUUUUAGAUGCCAAAUUGUCCCAGGAAAAAGGCAGCGCUCUCCGGCAACAGCUAUGCGGCUUCGCUCUGCAGAAAAAGCAAUUGACUCACAGCACCGCGCCACUUCCCCCUCUUCGCUUCGGAGCCCGUUAGUGGGUUCCUUUGCGGGUUGGGGGGGCGCUAAGGGUGCCCGCCGAGUCCCACGGUCACAGGCUUCAUCCGCCUGUGAUUUCCAGAAGGGUCCCCACUUCACCGUAGCGGAAAAGACCCGUUUCAUGCGGAGCUAGUCCCUCCAGUUCAGAGGGAGUCCGCUAUUACUGAUGGCGCCACCCCGGAAGUCAUCAAGUUGCAUCUUAAAGGGGCUUACCAUUCAUGCCACUAUCAGUUUGCUGGUGUGCCCUCUGAACUCAACCAGAGCUAAAAGAAUUUUUUUUGUUUUGCCAUUUUAAAACCCGGAAAUAUUGCUCCUUGCUAUAAGAGGAUCUUAGGCUUAUGUAUGAACCCAGCUUCAUAAACUACAUUCUCAACGUUUUACUUAGCGUUGUUUUAGUAACAAGUCUUUAUUUUAAUACAUGAAAUCCAGCUGAAGACUUAUUCAUUAGGUGCACUUAUGAAACUUUCAACUUAUUACUAAUCUUGUGUAUAUCUAAGAUGGUGGAAAAGACAUGAUUAGCGAUGCAGCUGAUGAAAGAGUUUUGCUUAAUCUCCUGACUCAUAAUGAAGGAAAGGACUGGAAUCUUAAAAGGCAAUUUUCCCAUGCAAGGAGCAUAAUUAACCCAAUAUAUGAAUCGCGAGGAGAGUAGUUUGGCUAAAUAAAUGACCAGCGCCAAUCAAUUCCAUUCUUUUUAAUUGUGAUGUCUUCAUUUGGUAGGCAUCAGGGAGGGCAAUAUCCCAUUUAAAUGUAAGUACAGUAUCUCCAUCUCUGUGGUGGGCAAAAGCCUUUAUUUAAAAAAAUGACACAAAGAAUAAAAAAAAUUAAAAUAGAAUUUGUUAAAAAUGUGUAUGUGGACACUGUGCUGGCCUAGAUUGGGCUUUGGGCCUUAGCCUGAUCGAGCUGGGCUUAUUGACACCUCUUUUGCCCUCUAGGCUGGCAUCCCUCAGAAGGCCAGGUUUGUCUGGGGAGGAGAAAGGCCUUCGAGCUGCUAACUCCUACUUUCCACCUUUCAUGAAAUUAAAGUUAACAUGCUUUUGUAGCACAUUUGCUGUUAUGCUGCGUUCAGGCAGUGAAUUCUAAAGUUCUUUUUAAAAAUGAAAAUGAAGCAAUUUGAAUGCUGUCUAUCCCACUUAAACUGCAUGUCAUGAGCUGAAUCUUGUGUUGUUGUGAAAUAUGAAACUGCCUGUGCCUUUUCCCCUUUGGUCAUGGGCACACCCACUGGGUGAAACUGGCCUGUUGAAAGCUUCUUCCUGUACACUCCUAUUCAUUUAUGCGCCUGAUUCAUCAACACUGUUGCUAGCUCAGCUGUUUGGAGCUUUUGUAACCUUGUCCUGCUUCUUCUGGCAGCCAUCCCCAGCCUUUUGUUUGUCAUCCUUUUUGGAGGUACAUUGUUGCCAGUGCACAGAAUUGGAUGCCAUCAGCCCUAGCAAGCAUGAGCAAUGGUUAGGGAGGAUUGUAGUUGCAUUUAAGCAACAUCUGGAGGGCCACAGUUUCUCCAGGCCUGCUGUAGAGCUUUGAAUGAGUUUCUAGGUCAAUAUUUUAUGGGCUAAAUGUAUUAAGAAUUGUUAAUGGGUCCUGGGAAGAGAAAGCUGGAUGUCAAAUCAGUUUUCCUACUCCAUUGUGGAGUGGGAAACUGAUGCUAUGUAAAGCAAAGGUAGCCAUGUUGGUUCACAAGGAGCCGACCUCAAAGUCACAAAAUAGGGACAAGCUUUCAGUCUAUACAGAACUGUUUAUCAGGCAGCAUCACGUUGGAUGUUGUUGCCAUAAAUUCAUCCUGGAAACUUUUGUUCUAAGAGUGAGAUUGCAGACACUUAUUAAACUUCUCCAAAUCAAAUCAUCUUUGUUAUUUCACAUUGAUGUCUCAGUCCUAAGCAUGUUUUCUCAAAUGUAAAUGAUAUGGAUUUAAAAGCGGGGGUGAGGAACCUCCUGCCUGUGGGUCAAACUAGACUUCAAAGUAUAUUUAGAAUUGCAGUCUAAAUUGAGAUUUAAAAUUUGUAAUUAACUGUUGUUUCUGGUGCUGAACGCACUGAAAAAUAUUAUUUGCCCCCUUGGUGAUAAGCUACCUCCAACAGAGUUGUGGAUAGAGGGGAUCCUGUGUUUGAGAUCGCUAGGCCCGUCUGAAGAACAACAGUCCCCAUUCAAAAGCCCCAUUCCUUCACAAGUCGUUUGGUUUGAAAGCCUUGGCAGCAACACAUGUUUGAAUCUGUUUUAAAUUUGGAAAGCAGAUUGUACUGCUUUGAACAUGGAAGAUAAAAUAUAUAUUCUUCCCUCUCCCCAUGCCAGUCUUGCUUUUAAUGGAGAUGUUGAAGGACUGCUGGCCUGGCAUCUGGCUGGUGUGGAUCUCAACCAUCCUGGUUAUGAUGGGAGCACUCCAUAUGACGUGGUAAGUGUGUGAUUACUGUAAUAUGUCAGAUGGACGUCCUGUUCAAUAUGUAUGUUAAAUCAAACACCUCUUCGGUUCUAAGGCAAAUCUCCAAAGUGCCCCGCAUCAAAUACAACUUAAGAGGUUUCUGAAAUGGCUUUGCACAGGAUUCAGUGGAGCUGCAGGAGCAGGAGACUCUGGAAGGCCUAGGUCAGCCUUCCCCAAUCCAGUGUCCUCCAGGUGCUUUUGAAUACAACACUCAUGGCUCAUGGCAGCUGCAGCCCAAAGUAAGAAGAAGAAGAAGAGUUUGGAUCUGAUAUCCCGCCUUAUCACUACCCUCAAAGGAGUCUCAAAGUGGCAAAUAUUCUCCUUUCCCUUCCUCCCCCACAACAAAUACUCUGUGAGGUGAGUGGGGCUGAGAGACUUCAAAGAAGUGUGACUGGCCCAAGGUCACCCAGCAGCUGCAUGUGGAGGAGCGGAGACACGAACCCGGUUCACCAGAUUACGAGUCUACCGCUCUUAACCACUACACCACACUGACUCUCAGUCAGCAAAGCAACUGGAGAGCAUCAGCCUAGAAAGCAUGGGUCCAAGCAGUUUUCCCCCUUGCCUCGCUCUUUUCCAAGGGAGAACUCACUCUUUAGCAAUGCAUUGGAAUAAAUGGCAAUUUGGUGAAAACCUGAAUUGCCAUUUGUUCCAAACAAGUGCUAAAGAGCAUUUUCCCCCAGGGAAGAGCAGCAGGACAAGAGGAAGUGUUUAUAAGCCCUUAGAGCAGUGCCUGGAAUGAACUAGUUCAGAUUAAUUAAUUCAUUGAAUUAGUUCAAAAUCUUUGAGAUACAUCAGGAACUAGAGGAGGAGACUCAUGAAGUCUUUUCCAGAUCUUUCCCCUCCCCCUUCAUCUCUGCUGUCAGGAACUUAAUGGGGGAAGCAGGGAUACUUGGAAAAGGCUUUGAGCAAACAGGAGCUCAUGAGCUGUCUUAAAGGUUUUGCAAAAGCCUCUUUGAGGUAGCUCCCCUGAGCAAGCUUCUUCAAAGGGCGCUUUUGCACAGCCCUUUAAUGGUGAGCAGAUGAGUGAGGAUAAAAUCCUGCUUCCUUGGGAACAGGAUUGCAUAGCCAAGGCAGGAUUAAACCCUGCCCUCCCACCCAUCAGCUGAUGUCAGCUGCUGUUGGUGGGUGAGUGUGGUCUGGGGGAAAUGAUAUCAUGUGCCAAAUGGACUCCCUGGCAGGCCAAGAUUGGCCUGCAGUCCAGAGGUUCUUCAUCCCUGGUGUAAACAGAACCACAAGGGCAUUCUCCAGUGCCUAUGCUGAUGUUUCGAAAUGGCAGGGCCUCUAGGGAAAUAACAGGGCCAGCAAGAAAGAAAGUGUGCAACUGGGUGAUUGCUCAGGGUUUUUGUGCAAGUACCUGCUCAGCUUUUGUGCGCAGGGGAAAGGGCUCUGAUUCUAAUACUUCUAGAUUGGUGCUAAAUCACAUAGACAGUAGGCUAGGGAGAAAGCUACUGUCUACUCAUAGCUUUAAUGGAAUGAAAAAUCUCAAUUGAGUUUGUGUGGUACAGUAUAGUUAUUUAUUUAGCUAUCUGUUUUUUGAACUUCUAGUCUGCCAACUCAGCUGAAAGAACUCUCUAGUACACCAUUUAAAAAUUACAUAGUAUGCAAUAAAAUACACAUAAAGUCUCUUAAUGGAUAAACAACCAUAAAAGUUAAUAGAAAGCAAGGAAAACAGCAGAAAUUAAAACCACUUGAUUUCUCGGCUCAAAAAGAAAGAGACCUGUUUCUAGUGAUCCAUCUUCUAAACCACUGAUCUCUUUUUCAAGCCAUCUUCAGCACUCUGGAAAUCAUCCAACCUAUCACUGUAAACCUGAUGAAAAGAAAAGAGUUCUAUUAUUUUCCUAAACUUUCCAGUUGGCCAAUCCUGGUGAGUUUUUCUUGGGAGAGGAACAUGCCACCCCUGAAAAGGCCCUGUUAGUAGAUUCCAGUUUGACCUCAGGUGUUGAAGAGAUCUGAAGCAGAGGCUUUUCAUUGACGUGUGAAGCGUAUAGACGGUGCAUAUGGGAGCAGCAUGUUUAGGUGCCUCUGUGUGAUUUGUGCAUGUGUAUGAGCACCUAUGUGCAGAUGGCAUAGCAGCACUUACUACUAUCGCAACCUUUUCUUGUAGGCAAGAGCUGCAAAUCGUAUGAAAGUCAUGGAGUUUUUAUGUCAGCUGGAGGCCUAAUUUGGUAAGGCUUACGCUUUGAGAAACAACCACCACCAAUGUUUUGCGGUGUGCAUGUGGGUCAUUCGCUCCAUGAGGAAUGUUUGGUUUGGGAAAUGGACUGAGUUGGGACCACAGUCCUCUGGUUUGAGUUCAUAGCAGCAUAUAUCCAUCUGUUUUAUCAUUACUUGGUGGGCUAAGGUGUCUUGCAUGCUCACUAAGCAGAUGGCUAAAUACAGUCAACUUUGAAAGCACCAAUUCGGGGGAUCUCAGGAUUUCGAAAAUAGAUCAUUGCCAUCAAAACUAACAUCACUGCCCGUUUGGGAGGACAAUCCUUGUGUGCACUAGUCUGUAAAGGCUGCAUCACAUGUACACCUAAGGUUGUGGUAAACACACACACACACACACACACACACACACACACCCCGAUUAUAUAAUCCCGAUUAUGUAAAGUGCAAAUGGGACUGGUGGUUUGAUUCAAGAGUAUCAUGCUGGUAAGCUUGCCAUGGAGGCUGGAUUGGCCAAGACUCCCUCUUGGAGACAAAUGGGGUGUUCUGCUCUGGAGUAUAUGAAACCGCCCCAGGGUGGCUUUUCCUCAAGGAAGGCUGUGAAAUCCUCCUCCUUGAAAUUUCAGGCCAUGUCUUAAGUUAUUUGAAACAUGGCUCCAUACUGUGAAGCAAGUUUCUCCUUGCUUCAUGGGCAUGUUGAAAUGAUUUCUGCUACUUAUCUCUGUAUAUUCAACAGUAUGCAAACACCUAUGGGCAAUGAUCCUGACUCGUUAUGGUGCUUUAUAAAUGGAUUACAUCAUUCUUUUGGCUGUCUGCUGAAGCAACAAAGUUGCCAGCUCAAUUUUUGCACUGGAUUUCUGUCAUUCUGCAGCCCAACCUCCCCUCUCUACUCACCCACAUGUUACAAGGGCAGAUCGCUUGUGUUUCAAAUUAAUAGCUGCAUUUUUAAAAGCUUAAAACAAGAAAGCCACGUUUUAUGUAUAAAAUGUAUCUUAAAGGAAUACCAAUAUUCAGUUGAGCAGUAUUAAACAGAAAGUUCAAUCCCACAGAGGUUCAUGUCUCCUGACCAUUAUCAAUAAUUUUUAUGACUAGCCAGUGAGAAAGUAGAGAGUACACUUGUCAAAUAUGCAUGUGAUACAAAAUUUGGAAGAACUGCAAAUGCAAUAGAGGAUUUUAUAUACAGUUUGAGAAAAUACUGAUAGGGUAGAACUCUGGAGUGCAAUGGGUAAUUUUGGGUGGCUGUCAUUGUAAAGAGGAAAUGUCAACCACUUGCACUCAGACAGUUAUCUACCUACCUACCUAUUUAUCUAAUAUAUUUUCCUGAUUUUCUUUAGAUACUUGGAGCUUCCCUGAGGCAAGAUGGGGAGGAAAGGCACACAUCGCUGCAAGCAACACAGAUAACAAUUGAAGAAUGCAAGCUUAUGCUCACUGUUUUUAGUAAAGAGAGUCUAUUUUCUUAUUUUUUUUAAAAAAAGAAGAAACUAAUGCUUAGCAAAGCACAUUGCAAUACUUCAGACUCGGUGCUCAUACUAGCCUUUUGAAUCAAUUUGUGUUUUCAGGAAGGAACGUGUGGUGAUGAAAUGAACAGCUGUUCUCAAACCACAAAUGAAAUUGCCUUAUAGCAAGUCAGGCCAUGGAUUCAGUGGUGGCACAGCUUUGCAGGGUACCAGGCAGAAAUCUUGCCCAGACUUGCUAUCAGAUAUUAUUUUAACUUCAGUUGCUGACUAUUGGACCUGAGACCUUCUGCAAGCAAAGCAAAGUGCUCUGUUGCAGAGCUACUGUGUCUCACUAUAGCUCAGUGGCAGAUGACUCAGGGCAGGAGCUUCUUCACAGAAAUCUAGACACAGAAAUCAAGUUUCACAUUUCAGCGGGGGCUACCGUUUUUCAAAAGAUGAGAUAAUCGGGAAUUUCAGGGAGAAGUAUCAUUUUUAAAACCAAUCUUCUAAUGCAGUGUACUGCAUUAGAAACCUGGUUUUAGCUUUCCUCUCAAAUUAAGUGGGGGGGCAUACACACAUCAGAUUGCUUGAGAGAAUUGUGGGGCUUCCAGAAGGGGGAAAAAAUAUUUAAAAUCUAGAGAAGGCAGCCCUCUCAAAAUAUAGUAUUUCACAAGAAAUGACAGGAUAUAUAUGGAUUAUGAAGAAGAAGGAGUUUGGAUUUGAUAUCCCUCUUUAUCACUACCCAAAGGAGUCUCAAAGCGGCUAACAUUCUCCUUUCCCUUCCUCCCCCACAACAAACACUCUGUGAGGUGAGUAAGGCUGAGAGACUUCAGAGAAGUUUGACUAGCCCAAGGUCACCCAGCAGCUGCAUGUGGAGGAGCGGGGAAGUGAACCCGGUUCACCAUAUUACGAGUCUACCGCUCUUAACCACUACACCUCUAAUGCCAUGUGUAUACUGCCUCUGAAACCAGUGAUGGGAGUGUACAGGUUGCAGAGUAGGCAGGAGUGUAAUGCACAGCCCCAGAACGUGCUCAGUCACAACAGGAUAUUGAGUGUUGGUUGGAGGAGAAAAACAGAAAACCUGGGAGUAUGGCCAGCUGGCCCCUAAACCUGAGGACUCCUGUUUGGAGAUGAGAAUACACUCCACCUGGGAUGGGUAGCCUGUGGCUCUCCAGAUGUUGCAGGGAAACAACUCCCACCAUCCCUGACUCUUGGCCAUUCUGGCUGGAGCUGAUGGAAUGCCUUCCCAUCAGAUGUCACGGAGAUAAGUAACUAUACAAACUUUAGAAGAAAUAUGAAGGCAGCCCUGUAUAGGGGAGUUUUUUAGUGUUUGAUUAUGUUUGUAUAUAUGUUGAAAGCUGCCCAGAGUAGCUGGGGUAACCCAGUUGGAUGGGCAGGGUACUAAAAAUAAAAAUUAUAAUUAUAAUUAUUAUGGGGUUUGAAGUACAGGAACAUUUGGAGAGUCACAGGUCCCCUUCCCCAUGCUACAACAUUUUGUUGAAGGUCAUCACUUGGAGGGUCCCGCUUGCGGUGGUGGUAAAAUCUUGGUAAUUUGCAAGGAAGUCAAAAUAAUGCCAAAAUUUGUAAGCAUCUUUCUGUGGGCUCUUGCCUAAAGAGAAAUCUGAGAAAUAGUUGAAGGAGGUGGCAGUGUGGGCUAAACCACAGAGCCUAGGAUUUGCCGAUCAGAAGGUCGGCGGUUUGAAUCCCCGUGACGGGGUGAGCUCCCAUUGCUCGGUCCCAGCUCCUGCCAACCUAGCAGUUUGAAAGCACGUCAAAGUGCAAGUAGAUAAAUAGGUACCGCUCCGGCGGGAAGGUAAACGGCGUUUCCGUGCGCUGCUCUGGUUCGACAGAAGCGGCUUAGUCAUGCUGGCCACAUGACCCGGAAGCUGUAUGCCGGCUCCCUCGGCCAGUAAAGCAAGGAGUGCCGCAACCCCAGAGUCGGCCAUGACUGGACCUAAUGGUCAGCGGUCCCUUUACCUUUACCUUUCAGGGAAGAAAAUACAUGUAGGUAUUUUGAGAACAGCGUAAUCGCUUUUGAUAAGAUUUGUGAUACUUUUCAGGGUGACUUUGUGCAUCUUUGUUUCUGCUGCCAGCACAUUAGACCUCCCCCACCACUGUGUAAUAGUGGGAGUUACUGUGGAAAUGAUCGUGAUCUCUUUGCUGUGCCUUUCAAUAAAAUCUCUGAAAAAUAUUAGCUCAGC